GCUCCUCAGCAGAAAUGGUAACUGGGCUGCGUUUGAAGAGAGCCCAGUAUUACUUUGAGAGCAUCAAACACGAAUUUUAAGAAGUUUAAGAAGAGUACUUUUUCUUAGUAAGUUAUGUUUUGACCGUUGGGGCGUUGGGAUACAUUGACUCCAGCUCGGUGGAUUUUAAGUGCGGAGACCUGUUGCAUACCUUGCCCGCUUGCCUCGCCGCGUAUUCAACCCAAGAUGUUGCUUUGUGGAUGGGAUGGCCUCCUGUCCCGUCUGUGUGCGCUCUCGUAGCCUCGCCGGAGUACGAGUAUUUCCCUUUAAAGUGAUUUUUUAGCCCUUUCCGCCUGGUAAGUAACAUUUUAAGUACUUAAAAACUAAGUGAAACUCUUGACUGCGUUGCUGCAGACAAACUGAAGCGACCUGUUGGCAGCAAUUGUCCCCGGGAAAAUGAGUUUGUAAUGUCUGGGCUCAGACGUCGACGUUUCUUACACAUCCAAAACGUUUUUGGAGAGCUUUUCGUGUUAGUUAUGGAGCCUGUGUCGACUGAAAUAAAUUUACUAACUUAGCAACAAUAGGCUACUGCUCUUACAAUGAUAUGAAACUGGUCAUCCUCUCAAGUGAAGUUUAGGAGGAAUAUCUAACGACCUAACCCACUCCUUCAAAGUUCAUCUUCAACCUGAGCAACUUUGUGGUGUUUUCAACAGUGAAUUUGCUGUUGUGUUAGUAAAGACUGAAGGAUUUAUGGGGUUGUUAAGGAGGUAUUUGCAGGGGGAGAUCCAGGGGUGGCCAUGGGUGGCUUCAGCCCCUCAUAAUAUCUGAGUGAUGACUACAUGGUGGUGUUCAGUCCUGAAUCCCAGUCUUGACACACCAGAACAGCCCUUUGAGAUGCAAUUCCAACUCUGAAACUCGAUAAACAGCUUUAACCUGAAGUUUGAAUCUCAGUGUGGUUGCUACCAGCAGCAACAGAUGUAUAUUUGGUGUUUAUUAGCAACUAAAUCAAUCCCAUGGGUAGUUUUGUGCAGGUUCUUUCUGUAGACGUGUUGUUUCGGUGCGUUUGUGUGUUGUCAUUUUCUAGUGUUAGCUAAAAGUGGCGACAACAACAGCAGCUGAUGGCUUGACAACUUUCCAGUGUGUAUUUGGAAGGUGUUCAACUCAAAUGUCAUUCCCAUAUGCCUUGAUAUCAAACUCUCAAGGCAUAUUGGACACACUGUACGAUUGCCCACCGAACAUCGGAGAGACAUGCAGAUCAAGUCAAUAUUGGUUUGGUCUGUCGAAGACCACAUCUAGACGUCAGUGCAAUGUGCCAAAAAGGUUAUUGCGCGUCAUGUGAACGUCCGAUUUGGAGGUCCAUAACAUGUCAGGAUUGGACGUCCAUUUGACACCCGAAAAACAUGUAAAAAGACCUUUAACCUUCAGGAGACCUGAUUUAAACGGCAAAAAAUGACAUUAAAUACACGUCAUUUCGAUGUCGCAUUGCGCAGUGGCCGGCUGUUUACCUUGUCGGAGGCGAGAGAAAUUGAUUAUUAUUUGGGCUGUGUUUCAAAAACCUAAGUGGCUAUACUAGGCUCUGUUUAGAUAAGAACAGCCCUUUUAAAAAUGAAAAGGUAAUUCCUUUACGCUGUUAAAAUCUGCAUACAUGUGACAAUAUUGUGAAAUGUGGAUCUGCAAAGAUGAGUAGUUGGUGACUUAACUUUUUAAUGACACACCACUGAAAAAUACACCUGUGCAGAAAAGUGGUCUUAAAGUUCUCCUUAUUUUGAUGGGCAUGUUGCCCCUCGUUUGUUAUCUUAAAGUUGAAAGAGCAGACUUUUACAUACUCUAUAUACUUAAAAUGUUGAAGUAGGUAUUGUUUGUGGAGCUAUGAGUAACUUUAUGCCACCCUUGCAUUAGCUAGUGCCCCGCGUACCUCACCCCAGUCAAGAAAGUCCAGAUCAGUCCUUGGGCAUUUGUACCCCUCCCCCUUCAUUAUCAUAGAAAAGCAGUCAAGUUAACUGAGAGUCAAAGGUCAUGAGGGUUUUGAAUAUUUCACCCAAGUCUAAACAGGAAGGUGGUUUCUGUGAUUGAGCAAGAUGUACACCCCCAUCUAAAGUGGUUGUGAUGGUGUGAGCAUCAUCAUAGGAGAAAAUGGGGAAAUAGUCAGUGGGUUGGGUUAAUGUGUGCUGGGGAGGGGGGAGGUAGGGAGUUGGAGUGAGGUUUUGAAAAACCAUGCUCUGCAUGUCACGGUACUCAUAGCAACCCUGUGAUUAACAGAAAUGGAGCGGAUGAGGUGGAGACUGAAAUGAAAAGUGAAGGCCGUUGGUCCAAAGCUGGGCUGAUAAUCAUGGAAUAGUCGUGGCUGUGUUUUCUGGCUGGUCCCUGAGUCGGGCUGAGCAGAAAAACAAAAAAUCCAACACCCAGGGUGGCUUAUUGGGUGAAAAAACAAGUCCACAGCUGAAAGAUACCUCACUCAGCAUGGCAACAGCCAGGAUUUUGUCCAAUAACAUAAUGUUUAACACAUUGUCAGAUAUUCUUGGAAAGUGUGUUGGCUGAUUGACACAACUGUAUCCAAGCUAGAAAAACCAUUGGGUGUUCCCUUUUUAGGUGAGUCACUGCCUCUGCUCUGUUCCUGCUACUGUUUUCUUUACAUGCGGCUUUAAAAAGACACAGCUGUGACUGACAACCUCUCUGCUCAGAACAGAUACUCAAGUGCCAUGUAUUCACGGUGAGAAAAGAAAGAGGUUCUUCAACUCUGUGUCUCCGGUUUAUCAGCAUAGUAGCACACAAUCGGGUUUCGGUUUUCUGUAUGUACGCUGAAACAUCAGUCUUUACAUCAUCUGCUCUGAUGCUUAGAAAAAGUUCCUGAUCCAGGCCUUCCUAGACACCGGGUGUGUUUUGAGUUUGAAUCCUAAGCUUGCAAGCUGCAUAUGAUUCUGGGAAUAAAGGUUCACUCAGAGUUUGUUGUUGAUUUUUCCUGGCAUGGAUGACUUCAAGAAGAUUUUCACCCCAUUGUUGGCGCACAGCACCUCCUCUCAACAAGCUUCUGUUCCAAAUGUGUUUGCCAGCUGAGACCACAUCUCUGAUGUUUGGAGGAUAUGAACAAAUUCCUUCUUGUAUCUAAUGUUACGAGUUAUAUUUUGGGAAUCUGGGGAUCUGCUGUUUUUAUAAGAGAUUGCUUCAGAUGUGCAGCCCUUUUAGUGUUUUAAGAUUUGAUAUGAAAGAGGAGGAUAAAGGAUAAAGAUGUAUGUGCUUCCUGAUCUUUAUGGUCCUUGCAAAUGUGAAGGGAUGAGCGCACUUAUAGAAAGAACGCUGCAACAGAACUUCUGUACCUCUCCAGCAUGGCUUACCCGACUGCUGUGCAAUUUUUCAGGGGAUUGUUUUUAAAUCCAUUUCAUGAGUUGUAGCUGUGUCACUGACAGGAAGGUGGGAGGAAAGGAAAAGCUUCUCUUAAGUGCAGAGUAAGGAGCACUAUCACGUUUCCAGGAUUAUUUUCUUUAAGUUCUUGUGACUGAGGCCAAGACUUUCAAACACUUAGCAGCAGCAGCACACUAAGCCAUGUUUAGGUUUUUUCUCUCUCUCUCUCUUGCUAUAGUGUGGGAAUACCUGGGAACAAACAUCCCCACUGUUUGAAAAAGAAAAAGAGAAUGAGGCGCUGAAGUGGUGAAGGCUGUCUGCUCUCGCUGUUUUGGGCCGCUGCCUCCUAAGCCCCCUCAAUAAUGAGCGGGACCAUAGUCCAAUGUGAGAGGAGCUGGCCCGCACAGCAGCCUCAGUGCGGAUAAAAAACAUUCCACUGUAGGUCUCUGUUGAAAUAACAAGGGCCACAAAACAAUCAGUCUUCACAGCACCCGCUCUCCCCAUUCUCAUGGGUAAUGAGCAAGAUGGGUAGUAACCCACUUUGCCCAAGCCUUCACGCCUCCCAUUGACUAGAAUGGCUAACCUGCAUUCCUGCAUAAACAUUUAGGCCUGUGACAUGCUUACUCAUUAACUCUCUUCUACAAACUGAGAUUCACAGAAAGGACGUUGUUUCACAUAUUACUUUCAGAGAUGAAGCCUGACACUAAUGAGACUGCUGACCUGGUUCAUGCCACAAUGCUAAAAUGUCGCUCAUUUUGCUGCACAAGACAAAAACUAAUGCUGCUCAUCAGUCCACUACUUUUAGUCUGAGAUAUGUACAGUAGUUGGAAAAAUGCAAAAAUAUCACUACCCUUUCAGAGAUGUUCCUAGGUGACUUAUUUCUUUGUUUUUCAACAAUGAUUUUGAUUCUAGAUUUUGACUAACCCAAUAGUCUAAAACUUGAGAUACAACAACAACAAGACGGUCAAAAAUGAGUGCAGGUUAUUGUAUCUAGGGCUGUCCUGAUAUGAUAUUGAUAUCGGAUAUCGGUCUGACAUCAGCCAAAAAACAAAUAUCGGCCUACAUCUAAAACCUCCGAUGUCAGCACUCCGAUACACGCAGUCCAUUCUGGACUCCACUCCGGCACCUGUAGCUAGCAGAGCCCGGAUCCAGCACAUGAUCACAACAACGGUGUGUGCUAAGCUACGAACAAAGUAGCGAGGAGUAGGAGUGUGGCAGUAUUUUUGUUAAAGUCUGAAAAAGACUUAUCAUGCACAGGUUUGUGCCAAUAUCGGAUCAAUAUCGGUAUCGGCCGAUACUGAAGGCUACAAUAUCGGUAUUGUAUCGGAAGUAAAAAAGUUGUAUCAAGACAAUCCUAAUUGUAUCAAAACAGGAUGUCUUUAAAUGAUGUGAAAUAAGUUUGUAAAGUGUUGCUAAAGUUAGCAGAGCUAGCCUUCUAACAAGUGAACACCUACAUGCCUGUACUGGUUACUCUAGCUGAGUGUUCAUUCAUAUGCCAGUUUAACCAGAUCAGAUCAAAAUACUGCCAAACCACGGAGAUGACACAUCUAUCAUCACCCAGAGCCUUAGCUAGUGGGGGUUGCACUGCGAGAUCGAGGUUAGUUUGACCGACUUGUAAUUCUGGCACUGGUUAGGAAGGGUGGAGACUUUUAACAACGCAUCAAGCACCCCUCCUGGUUUCACUUGAGUUCUACCUGUAAUAUAUGGCAACACUGCUCUGUUUAAUGUAAGCAAUAAUAGUGUGAUGAAUGAUAUAACAUAGGAGAAUGGCCUAAAUUGAAUGUUUGGAUGUUUCUCUGCUGUUUAGAGGGUUGAACACAUAAUGCUUGAUAGCAAAUAGCUGUCAUUUUCAACACAAGGUCAACAUGAAACAAAUUUUCCGUCAGCCAUAAUGCCCUAUGAUAUUGAACCUUAUUAAAUAACUGGUAAAAAUAACCAUCCACUAGCUUGGCAAGGGUCAAGCCCAUGAGUCAAACCUACAGACAGGACAAAAACAUUAGUGCCAUCCAAGUUGACUAAGUAGUACAAGGAACUGAGAGCGAAAAGAAACACUGCUUUUCUACUGAGUCAUCUUGACCUUUCUCGUCGAGAUCUUCCAUAUCCGUCUGUCUGAGUUGUAGUUAGUGGCCAAGUUUCAGGAGAUGAAAUAGUUUCACACUAAGUUUUGACUCGUCCCCGUCUUGUUAAUGGAGCAGGAAAAAGUUUGAGAGAGCAUAAUAAUGUUACUGUGAGAGGAGUCAUUUCUGAGGUGACUCAGGCACCUUCAACAAAGGGUUCAGGAUUUUUCUGCUACAUCACGUCUGGUUGGGCAGCGAAACCUCAACAGAACAGACAGCUAAUUUGAGGCAGAUUGUAGAGUAUGGUAGACGGAGGAGCUUAAAUCACUGUAUUUCACGCUCCAAGGACUAUCAAUCUUAUCCUGACUUGUCCUAUUCAGGGAGCACUGGUCUCUUUUUGUGUUUUCUUUUCACCCUGACUGCUGUAUAUCCUCAGCGUUGUCUGGGGCAUUGUCUGCUGUGAAUCCUUUACAUUUCCUCACACAGACUAAAUGAGCAUGAGAACAAAACCCUUUGUGUCUUGAAGGCAGAUGUGCAUUAUCUUAAAAUUCCCAUCUGCUUGUUGAACUUUUGUGAAGCAGAAUAUCCAGAGCGCUUAUUUUGGUCAGAGAUUACUCUGCUAUUGCAAAACAGUGAUUGGCUGACGGGAUACACCAGGUUUGGCUGGUACAGCUUAGUGAAAUUAAAGCAUACGCAUGAUGGCAGUGCUUUUCUUUCACUAGUUUAACCAAAUGUUCUCAACAGAAGUCACUGUAAACAUGAAAUGAAUCGAUGGUAGUCUUAUGCAGUCACCACUUACCCACCAACUCAUGAUUUGUACCUGCAAGAAUUCAAUGAAUGUACUGAGGCAAUCUAAACUGGGGCUUCCUGCUUUGCUCACAUUUGCAUCAUGUCAUGGCGAGAUGUGGAAGAUAAGACUGCAUCGUCACUGGAUCACAGGAGCCGGGUUUCAGUAGAUAAGAGAGGACACUGGCAUGUUUGUGAGUGCCCCUGAAAAAGGCUGAUAUUAACUGUGAUGGCUCUUUCUGACCUUCAUGAGAAAACAAGACCUUUGGCGAUGAAACCGACACUAUCAGUUUGAUACAUUUGUAGGCCUGUAGAUGCUGUGAAGGGAUCUCAGACAUAGUGACAAAGACACGCCCUUCAUUUGACUGUUUAAAGACGGCGAGAUGAAGUGGACAAAAAGACAAACGAGGAAAAAUUAGAGGUAUCAUUUGUGCUAAAAGUUCCUCGUAGGAGCUUGAAACAAACCACAAAUCCUCUUAAAAUCUGAUUUAUCUUUUGUUUGCUGACAGCUGCAGCUGAGAAGACGACUGCAAACCUUUGCAACUUCAAAUUAAAUCAUAAAGAAAUCAAACCAGACAAUCAGCCUUGAGGUCACAUGAGUGAAUUUGAAGUUUUCCCCUUAGAUAGUACGUGUUGUGGCCCAUGUGCGCUCUAAAUCCAAGUCAAGAACUUAAAAUGUAAACUGUGGGAUAUUGACCCGUCUCAUAUGUCGAUGUAUUUUACACUGAAAGCAGGGUUUGCCGUAUCGCAGCCCUCCGUGAGGUCGUUAAAAACUUCUUAGGUUGUUGGUUUCCCAGUUGUAGUUUUAUGACAUGUAAUCAGGAAACACAAGCAGCUUAAAGACCAGACCAAAAAAAAGUGCUGCUAUGCUUUUUAGAUUAGCAUCAACUGGAAGCUACUAUUUUAACACUAAGAAGCUUGUUGAAGUUUCAAGUCAUAAACUGUGACUUUGUUGAACACAGCUCAAAUAAAGCAGGGUGUGUGUCUGUGUGUGUCUGUGCGAAUGUGUGCGUGCAUCAUGUGCUUGCAUUACCUCCUCGGCUGCUGAGAAUGAUAAGACAGCUGACAUUAACAAGACGUGGGAGUUUGCCCCUGAGCAUGAGUGAGAAAAAACUGUUGAUCAGAAUCAGAGUCCUCGGUUGUGACAUGGAAAUGUAGGCUUAUUGCUUUCAUGAUAGACUGUCAGGCCAGUCAGGACAAGUAGAGAGUGAAGUCUGUCAGGGUUUUACUUUCAGAUGAAUUUAAAAAAGAAACAUGAAAACCAAUAUUUGUUCUUGGCUUUUCAUGCUAACAGACAUUUUUGAUAUUGAAAAAGAAAGUACAAUCUGGGACACGCCCAAGGAAUUUGAUUAAAAAGGCUUAGUGUAUCGACCUGUCUCGCACAGUAGAUGGGAAGCGCAGAUGCUUUUGUCCUGAUUUGACCCUCCUGUCAUACAUCCUAACCUUUUCAAAGUGAUGCUUAAAGCUUAUUCUAUGUUUUUCUGCUUCAGUUUAUCCAUUUUUUUUCUCUCUUUGUCUGCUUCGCACAGGGAAGAUGCAUGUGUCUUUGGCAGAAGCGUUGGAGGUUCGGGGAGGUCCACUCCAGGAGGAGGAGGUGUGGGCAGUGCUCAGCCAGAGUGCUGAGAGCCUCCAAGAACUCUUUCACAAAGGUAAGCGACCAGGGGCGGAGCCAGGGGACCAAAAUGGUGCACAGAUUUUUGACUUCAGAAUUUAACAUGUGUGGUAACAUUUAAAUCUGUAGGGGCUAAAAUGUGCAAGAUAUGUGUUAGGGCUGGGUGAUACGGCCUCAAAUCAAUAUCACGAUAUAUUGAGACGUUCACCUUGAUAACAAUAAAUGGACGAUAACGACUUCACAAGCUGCUCAACCCCUCCCACUUUAACUUCAUCGAUUUCAGCCGCCACUCAACUUUUAAACCGUCCUCUAUCUCCUCACCUGACUUUCCCUCUUUGUUACGGACUGGAUGGGGUGAAGUCAUGUCUCUGACGUAAGACAGCUUCUUAAAGGGACACGAGACCAUAGCCUACUUACACACACCCAAAACCGACUUUUAUAUAUAUAUAUUUUUUGACACUGAAUAUAUUGACAUGGGCAAAAUGAUGUCUGUUAUUGUUGUAAAUUUUGGUAUCGGUAGAAUUUUGGUUUAUCGCCCAGCCCUAAUAUGUGUCCAUGGUCCUAAAUUCAAAGCACUAACAAAAGGAAAAAUGUUCAUUACAAUGCAAAACAAGCUUCUAGAAACCGGUUGCAUUUUAGCCCCAAUAGUUUAUUUAUUCAGACUUUUUUUAGGGGGCCAUGGCCACCUCUGGCCACUCUGGCCACACACCUGAUUCAAAUGAUCAGCUCGUUAUCAAGCUCUGUGAUGGCUUCAUGACGAGCUGAUCAUUUGAAUCAGGUGUGUUCCAGCAGGGAAACAUCCAAAACAUGCAGGACUGUGGGCCUCGAGGACUGGACUUGAGAACCACUAGUAUAGAGUAAUAGUUUGAUUGUGACCCUAGGAGGAUGAACAGCUGUGAAAAACUGCCAACCUGGCCUGUGUCACUAUAUGUCCUUCAAUGUAUUAGCUGCAUUUGAUACCCAGAUAAAUCGCUCUGGAGUUUACAGUGUUCAUCUUACAGUUGACAACAGAAUAUGAUUUGAAAAGGUUUCUUCUAAAAAGUUUACCUCGAAGCUGAAGCGAGUUUGAGAUCCUCAGUCAACUUCAAGUUUAAUUUCCUGGUGCUUAGUCCCACCAUGCAAUACCCCAAAAAUGCCGGAUUAUGUUGGGUGUAACUGUCACUUUUGGCCUCUUUCCUGAAAGUAGUACCCAGAUUAAUUUGUGAGCAUAUCUGCAUAAACCAGCUUGACCUCAACUUCUAGUUUUGCUGACUGGUUUCAUUACGUACAGUCCUGGCAAGCUGCAGGAAUUCCCUCUCAUCAACUUGGAUUGAGAAAUAUUCUUAUUAUGCUUGGCGAGUUUACAUUUGCAAAAAUGCUCUUUGAUUUCUACAAUCAGGGCUUCUGAGAUAUAUCCAGAAAAAAGCGAGGACUAAAACGCCAAGGUUGUGUGGAUACUUGGAGUGUUUUAGAUGGUCUCAUUGUGAUCCCUGCAUGGUUUUGUGUCAAAGUAGCUGCAAACACUUCUUUUUCCUCCGCUCGUGUAGCUAUACUGAGUAAAUUGUGGCCUCUCAUGUGUACAGUUUUAGACUGCUGAGCUGAGCUAAAAUUUGAAGAGCAGAUGUUGGAACCAGCUAUUAUAGAGUCACUGAGCUAUGUAGAGAAGUAUGUUUACCACGAGAGCGGAUUAAUAACGUCAGCCAUUUAAACUGCCAUUUUUUUUUUUGAGGGGGGUUGUCACGUGUCUCGAUCUGCCAUGAGGAAAAAAACGAAGAACUCUUAUAUGUUAGAAAAAGACGGAUGAAAUCUUUCCGUGUGCGUUUGAUGCUUUCUUCCCCGUUUAGAGUAAAUGUUGGCACAUUCCCCACUAACACAACUAUUGACUUAGCAAACCUUAACAUGACUUUUCAGACACUGUGUUUAGUCUCACAUUGUCAAACAGUAAACCACCAGCUUUGUGUGUACAUACUAGUGGUUAGUUACAGUGUUUGUUCAGGACUGAUUUGUUUAAAGAAGCAAUGUGUGAAUAAAUCUGAUUCAUUAGCAGAUUUCCUCCUCCCUGUUUGGUCUCUAGGAUAUCAGGAUCAAAUACUGUAGAAACCCAGUACCUGCUCCUGUGGUUUGCUCUCCACAGAGGCCACCUACUGCUCUACAUCUGCUCAACCUGUCGCACUAAUGCAGGGUUUGCCGGCGUGGACCUGAAAUGUCUGAUACGCUGUGAACGCUGAAGGCUUCUGCUUUGAGAGGACAGCUGUCGGCUGAGGCUAAUAGUUUUGGAUUAUUUCCUGCCCUCGGUUCAGCUAGCUGCUCGUCAGACUGACAGACUACAUUGUUAAAGGAUCAAGAACUUACAGUUGAAACAAUUUUCAGUCCUUUGAAGCGAAGAGAGGAUCAAAUGCCGCUUGCUUUUAGAGUUUUUGUUUGUCUCACGCUUUCCUGCUGUUAUCCUCAGUUUAUUGAAAGUUUUAAAAUUUAUUUGUCAUCUGCUCAAACUGAGUCAUCCACGUCCGCUCGGCGCUGUUAUCAUUAACAAAAGCAGACCUUUAACCUGGGAUGCACCUCGAAGCUUUGUCUCCUUUUUAGCAGCAUCACCAAACGAGUCACAUGAGGUUUUUUUUUUUUCAAACAGGAAACUUCUAUUUACUUAGUAAAUUCCAGCUUUUGAAAGCAGAUAUUUGGUGCCUCAAAUCCAGUUCCUCUGUUGGAGUCUGAGCUCCUCUCAGGAGCGAGGUAUCGGUGAAGAGAAAAGAAUUUUGCAGCGCUGCUCAAACAUUCCUCUGUAUAUUUUUAAAACCUUCUCUGACCAUAGCACAGGCUGCGGCUUCGGAGGAAGAGGAGAAUUACGUUGUGUAGCCAUUCCUUUCUGCUCCUAUGCCUCAACAGUUAUUUUCUCGCAGGCUAAGAAAGCAACAUGUGUUUUUAUUUACUUCAGUCUUCUUCUCGAGUCUUAGCAAGAAACAUCCUCCGUGGUUGGAUACAGUUGCAGCUUUCAGGCUGUAAACGCUCAGACGAAACUUUCAUUCCAAUAUCAGUCUUGAAAUCCCAGAACUUCACGUUAGCUCUGUGAAAUCGAAUUAAUGCUGCAACAAUAUGUUGCUUUCCUGUUUUUGUUCCUGAUUUUAUCUCCACUUGGUUAAAUUGUCUGUUUCCCCUCUGCAGACCCUUCAGCCAUGGGCUUCAUCAUCUCCCCCUGGUCCCUCCUGCUCAUGCCCUCUGGCAACAUCUCAUUCACAGACGAGUAUGUCACCCAGCAGGACCUGAGGGCCUUCACAGCUCCAGAGGUCCUCGAGGGGGUUUCCCUGUCUUCUGUCUCUGACAUAGAGAAGGUAUACAACUUUGAUAUCAACCAUUAUUGAUUGAAUUUAUCACCUUUUCCUCAAUCUUGUUUUGAACAGCAGCACAUUUUAACUUUUGACCCUCACUGCAGCCUUAUUGUCCAAAGGUAGUGUAAAAACCACCGUGGUUGUGACAGAGCAACAACAUGUUUCUGCUUAACACGACACCACAAAGCUCUGGAGAUGCGUAGCCGUAGGUCUUGCAGGUCUGACAUGGUUGUGGAGUUGCAACAUUUAGGAGUUGAACUUGUGAGCAAACCCUCUCGCCAUGCACCACAACUUGUUUUCCUAAUGCGCAGAGAACCACGCCCCCCUCUUUUUCGUCUGCUAGCAGAGCUAAAAUCUUGCAUGACUGGAUUCCCGUCCUGGCAACAUCCCACAGACCUCAACACACUUUUUCGCUGAGUCAGUUUUCCAGCCGUGGUCCCGCCUCUCAAGCCAGCUGAGUUAUUUCAGUGUAGAAAGUAUAAUCUGGUUCUCCCAUUAUCAGAGACGGUGGGUAAACACACGUCAGCUGCGAGUGCCACCAUUUUUCCCUGUUGCUUUUUCAACAUGGAGUGGUGUUUUGCUCUAAAUGGGGAUUUUUGAUAUUUUCCACAUUUUCUAAGAGUCUCUGCGUCUUUAAGUUUGUACCAAAGUUUGUUCCUGAAAGACCUUGAAGGCUAUGUUGCAUUCUUUGGCAAUCCCUGAGUUAGUCUUUCCUCUACCAAGCCCAACAUUCAGGGGAAGUGAUUUCUCUCCCAAACAGUGAGCGCAGAGUAAUAAGGAGAGGGAAAUGGAAAAAGGGUUUUUGGAUUUAGGCUGAAAGCCCUUGUCCUGUUCCUUUCCAAAUAAGAAUCAGUUCAACUUUUAUUACACUCCAGCAAUUGUUGAGCUCCAGUCUGUCUGUCGUCCUUCACACAGAGUCGCCGUUUUAACAAGUUUAUCUGUAGAGUACAAAAUCUUCACAUUCCUCAUCUUUCUCAUAGUCGCUUGUCCUGAUAUCUUUUCUUCGUAAUUUCAUUCUGAGGAGCAAGAUUAGAUAUCUAAUCUUGUGUACUUUUGGGUAUGAACUUGAAGCAAUGUUUUCUUUCCCACAGAUGCACAUGUACUCUCUGGGGAUGACCCUGUUCUGGGGAGCGGACUACGAGAUCCCCCAAAGUCAGGUAAAUCCUCACCAAGAAUACUUCUUUUUACAACUUAUGUCUCUGUUUAACUCAAUAAAAGACGCUCAGGUUCAUGGCUUAAAAUGUCUUGAUCAUCUAAAGUUGCUUGUUUCACUGUUUUUAACUUAGAGCUCACAUCAGGUGUAGCGAACAGAGCCAAGCCAAGCGGACAAAAAUCAGGGGAUUAAGUUUCAGCAUGUGUCAGCAUUGACUCAGAUUAAAGGUUUUUUCCCCUGCAGGUUGAUUGGGAUUUGACCUGUUUAACUUGCACUCUUGCGGUGCAUACAAAAAAAGCUGACACACUUCAUUUUGUCGUUUUUGGAAACAGCCACACCCAGAUUAUAUUUGGGUAAAGGUUGACUAGUAUCUGCUGUUCGCUGAUUGUAGCCCAGAGGCUUGUAGAAACUCGCAAUCAGCUGUAAAUGUCUCUCCUCCGUUUAAAUGAGACAUUUUGAUCCUCAUCCAGGACGUCCAUGUCUCACUGUCUUGUCUGAAGAGAAAAAGGUUCAAGCUGUAAAUGCACCCUGGAAUGUGUUUGUAUUUGUUGAUCUUGUUGUGUUUGCCAAGAUCUCAGGGGGACUGUCCUCCGUACAUACACAUAAGGGCAGGAGUCACCCAGGGAUAACAUGAUCUGAACAGAGUGUUGACAUUAGCGACAUGCACAGGUUGAAGUUGCCAUGGCUGUCAGUCCUCACGUAGCUUCAUCCACCUUUUUAUACCGCCUCCAAUCCAUGAAGGAGAUGUGAAACGUGUGCUUCUGUUUGGCGUCACAUGCAACAUGCAGUUAAAGUCACUUUAUAGACGCGGGCAUCCAGUCAACUAAACAAUAAACACCUGUUUUGUUUUGCACCACAAAUUAUAGAUAUUGCCAGUCAAACAUUCAAGCCAAGCUCCAUUACCCUUGACUUGAGUGAAUGGUUACUGCUGGAAUGACUUAAUGCUCUACUAUCUGGAUGUAAACAAGCACAUUUCUACAUGGUCUACUAGUGUUUUGAUCUUUAAAAUUAAGAUGAUAUUGUGUCAGACUAUUAGGGGUGGGAGAAAAAAUCGAUAGAGCAUAGUAUUGCGAUAUUUUGUCUAGUGAUAUACCGUAUCGUCUCAUUUACCAAGUAUCAGUUUUUUCACAUUAAUUGCCAAUAUGAAGUCAAAUUUAUGAUAAUGGAAAAAUAAAAUCCACUGUUUUUCCAGUGAGGUUGGCAGAGGUGACGUCAUAGAGCAGGAGAAAGUUAGUGCAACAAAUAUAUAAAAUGUUUGCAAGAUGUGCUACAUGAGAAUAGAAUACAGUGUAAAGAAGACAAACAAAAAGGAAAGAGAAAUGCUAAAUUAGCAAAACAGUUGAAAAAAUUGUAUUAAUCGCAAAUAUGGUAUUACAAUACCUGCUGUAUUGCAAAAUGUUAAAAAAGCGCAAAAAUAUUAUCUCGUGGCCCAAGUAUCGUGAUAAUAUUGUAUCAUAGGGCCACUAGUGAUUCCCACCCCUGCAGACUGUAAUGCAUUACCAGCCUGCAGUUUUAAUCAAAGUUGUUAGGGAUCUAAUCUAAUCCCUGUGCUGACAGUAAUAUAGACAGAAUAACUCAAGAUCAUCUACUUUGUUUAUCUUGUUUGCUUUGUAUUGUUAUUUCCUGCAUUCUUUAAAGAAAACCAUUAUAACCCACACCCAGAGGACUUAUAAAAGGUAAUACAAAACCACCCAAAGUACCGUACUAACCCAAAUAUGAGAUGUUUAUUUUUCACCCUAAAAUGCAUCAGAAAAAAGGAGGAUCUAAUGUUCAGGCUCAGUGAUUCUCAGUAGUUGCCAAUAUUUAUUAUAACAAUAGAUGCCGGGCGGUACUAUUUAUCUGCAAAGAGAGCGUACCCGUCAUGGCUGAGUCCAGCUGUCACUCACAGCGACAGAGUCAGGAGAAUGAAAGAGGACGAGACACUAUGACCAGAACAGGAUCGCUCAAAAGGAAGGAGGACGAGUCAAUCGAGUGCUGAGGCAGAGUUACGGUGUUUAUUAUCACAGCAGUCAUAUAAAACAGAUACAGUGUCAGAAGAUGGUUUAUGUUACUUCAAACUAAUAAAGGUGUGCCCAUCAUCAGACCUGUCAUCCACCCAAUAGACUGCAGGUUAUUUUUAUUUUACUGUAUUCAAAUACAGAUACUGUAUGUGCUUCAUUUAAACACAGGAUUCAAGUCAGUAUUUAAAAGAGUAGGUUGUCUCAAAAUCAGAGCUGUCUUAAGUACGAGGGUUAACAUCGAGGGUCGGAGGUUACUAUGGAUGGUGUCGCUCUAAAGUGAAACUUCUUUCUGUGGUGCUGUUUUGUUCACCGCCUCAUUUCUCUUUCUUUGCAGCCGAUGAAGCUAGGGGAGCACCUCAACAGCCUGCUUCUCAACAUGUGUGAUGAUGUUACAUUGAGUCGAAUGUCACUGCGCACGGUGCUGGACAUCUGCAGCAAACACAUUCGAAACUCCUCGUGUGACCCUCCCUUCUCUUAUAUCAGAAAACUGGUCCGAUUGGUGCUGGGCAGCCUUUCUCAGGUAGGCUGUUUCUUUUUAAUCCAGGUCAUUAUGAUACUCCUGAGUAUUUUCUUAUGGUUUUAUGUCAGUGGUUUGUAUUUUUAGCAUGCUUAAUAAAGCUAAUUGUUGGUUUAAAGACUGUUCAGUGCUCCUUUAAAGCUUUACACCUUUAAGGUUGGAUAACGCAGCAGAUAAUGGGGCUCCUGUUGGUAGCAGAUGAUUCCUGAUUGGAUGCCUCUCUGGAGGAAUAGCUCCAACUUCACUUUUUUUCUCUCCUUGCUCUGUUUUGCUUGUUCUUCUUUUCACCUCCGGCUCUUUGUUUUUCUUCUCUUCCUGUCGUGUUUUUCUCAGCUGGACGGUCUGCUGACUGAUAGAGAGUCUCUUCCGGAGCGGAGUAAAGAGAUUCGGGAGCGUCUGAGGGGCAAAGGUUUGCCCUCGGGUAAGCCGAGCUCUUCUUAUUUGUACACGUAUUUUAAACAUUGAGCUGUAGUCGCGUGGUUUGUUUUUAUCGUUAGGUCAAGAGUGUAUAAUAUCCAUUACUUUUUUCCAAAGUGAUAAACUGUGGUUAUGAGAAACGGACUAUUCGCGUUUUCGGAUUGUGUUUACAAUUAUGUAACCUUUCGUUGAAGAAGAUGAGUUUUAAAUGCCUUCCCUGGUUUUCGAGGCUCUUCAUCACUCACAUCCUCACUUUUUAAGUAUGCGGGUUAGAAUCAAAAGUACACGGGGAAAUACACAUAGCAAAACCUCGAAUCCAAUUUAAUUCAGGAAAAUAUGACCAAAUCUUCCCAGUGGUUUCUCAGAGAGCUCCGGCAUUUUUCCAGCCCAUGGAAAGGAAAGCAGAGCACAAACAUGGCUUCGUUGUACCAAUUAUGUAAGCACGGCAUGGCAUUGAUUACAGAUGCAUAUUUUGGAAUCACCAGUGAAUCUGUCCGUCUGCUGUUUGUAUUAGAGCUUUGUUUCCCUGGCUUGAGCACCAGCCAGCCCUAGGGAAAGUACAUGCAAAGAGUGUUACUUAAGCGCCUGUCCUCUCAAGGAGCAGAUCUCCUCUCUCCCUCCUGUAUUUCUGUACGUUCAAUAAGACUUUGAGAAGGUGCCAAGUUGUAAUUUCUAAAUGAAAUAGACUCAGGCAUUUUCUGUUUAACUCCAUGUUUUAUAUCCACAUUUCUUCAUUGUUGCCGCCCAUUUUCAGCUCCAUUUCCCCUGAAAUACAAUAGGCUUCUUAGAAAAAUGGAAAACACUCUGUGGAGAGGGAUUACUUUUCCUCUUUCAUUUUUUGGCUCAAUCCAGCAUUGUGUGAUUCUCAGAAUUCCCCAAAGACAGUGUCUGUCUAUUUUUGAUGCAUUCCCCUGUUACGAUCAAACAUAUGUUUUCUAGGUUAAUCCGCCACAUGCAGCAUUUAGAUUGUUUUACAAGAUUUUAAGCGUCCCUCUGUUCCCUCAUUUCUGCAUCUCUUCAUCUGGUGCAGCUCUUGUGACUCGAACACUUUCGCCCUCUGUUUAUGUCUUCCUAGAGGCAGGGGCUGUUGUUCAUCGAGCUUAUACAGCUUGUCUGGAAAGUCAAACACGCACAGCUGAAGAAAGAAAGAAAGAUUCAUUUUUCCAUUUUUAGAAAGACGGAGGGAAAGAUGGGCUUCAUGCCUGAAAUUGCGGAUUAUUGCCGCACAGUAACUCCUAUUGUGAGCUUUUAAUGAUCGGGGGAAAUUGGCAGAAGUAAACAGAAUCGACUCUCAGCAGAAUUCAGUACCUCGCAAGGUCAACGGCAGCACACCAUACUUCUAACUUUGCUUUCCUUGGGCUGUUGUAUGUUUACUUUGCAAAUUAAUUCAUUUUAUGUGCCUUUAAUGGCUGCUACACUUCCUUCCUGGGGCUGUUAGACAGAAACUCGCUAUUGCAGCUUCUAAUUCUCAUUGAAUACCAUUUUAUCCAGCAAAUAGAAACUUCUAUCCGAACCAAAUUUACCAAUAAAUUAAAGGAGGAAAUUUGUUUGGUGCAUCUUUGAUCUUGCAGUGUUAUGUAAGUAGUAUCAGUCAUCAUAUCUCGUGCUCCACAUCUCCUAUUAAAUCAACACAGGGACUUUCUAAGGACAUCUUGUGAGUCCUUAGAUUGCUGCUUGUCUAAAAUGCAUCUUUGAGGCCCCUGCAGGUGCUCACUACGUUGAGGCCAAGUCAGGGUAUUAGUGCAGUAGAGAAGGAGCAUUCAGCUGCUGUGUUAUGUUGAUGAUUUAAGAAACGGAUGCCGGUUUGGAUGAGCACUUAAGUAUAAUGAGGGGCUUAGUUUUGAUUCACAUGUAAAUCUUUGUUAAUCCCGCUCUAGGUUCACUUCUUAUCCUAAUGUAAUGAGCUCAGUCUUAAUAAUGAUGUGAUUUCCAGGAAUGAUGCAUUUUUCAGGUUUAUCUAUCAUUAUUAUUUAAAAAUUGUUUAUUCAGUUUCAGAGUUUGCUACAAAUCUGAACUUUGGUUGUCUCGCUUGCAGGGAGGAGUGCCGCCCCCAGAGUCCUCGAACGCUACCGAGCCAGAACUCAAGAGCAGACGUCUCUCAAUCGAGGCCUCAGCCGCUCCAUGGGCUCUUUGCCAAUCCAAGGACUGUUAAAGGCGGACGAUGGAGCAACUCUACAGUAUUCCCUACCUAACUCUGAUUCCCCCACAGACCUUUACCCCAGAGUCCCCUCACUACAACACCAGCUCUCCUAUCCAUACCUGCACCCCCUCCAUCCCCAGCAGAAGGGCCGCCCUGUGGAACUGGACCGCAGGUCUUUACCCUAUCACGGUGGGGACCUAGGCCCUAGUCAGGCCAGAAAGACCUGGGCUUCCUCUGUGGACUUGGCUUACAUUGACCCAGAGGCUCUUAGGUUUGGGGCUUUAGAGGAUGCACGGAGGGGGAGCAGUGCCAUAAGCACCCACUCCAUGGGCAGGCGCAAAUCACCUUUGUCGUCGUCCCGGGAGAGGGAUAACCGCUACUCUGAGUUUGCUGGACUGAAGAGCAGGAAGCCUCAUCACCACUCAGCCCUGUCUGUCGGCUCAGGCCUCCCUGGAGCUUACGACAGGAUAAAAGAGAAGCAGAGGAAACUUCAGGCGCUCAGACAGGCGGUAGACGGUGAGUGAGAGAGAAUUUGAUUUGUGGAGGUUGAUUGGAUUUAUGUUCCUUGAAGAGCGAAAAAAAAACAACUCGUCAUGAGUUCAAACAUUAAGCUUUUGUUUGGUUUUGCUUGAAUUGAAGUUUUGAUUUAUUGACGAGCAUUGUUUCUUUUUUUUCAGUAAAGCAUAUUACAGCCAAAGAGCAACCUCCUUAACCUUCGAGGCUCUGAUUUCAACAGAUCGGUUCAACCAAACAUGAAGCUUUUGUUCAGAUACAAUCUGCUCACACUGUGAUAAGUGAGAGUUUGAACUUGUCCUUCAAGCUUUAUUCUCACAUUUGAUAACUCUUGAAGGCUACCCAGCAGCCGGGAACAGAUGUUCCAUUUAAUGUUAUAUCUACAUUUGAAUGAUAGCAUGUCUCCUCGUCGAUGUUUGUGAUAGCUGACUUGCCAUUUACAGUUAAAUCCUUAUGUAAGGUUUGUUUUAGCACUUUUAAUUUUGACCCUUCACAGUGUCAGUUCAGUGGUACGGUGUCAGUGAUCAAUCAUGGUGGAUUGAGUCUCCGAUCCUAGGUGCUUUUGAAGAAGAAUGAUCCACCAGGGAGUUCCCUGAGACCUACACACUGUAUGAACUUUUUGUCUGUCUGUAUUCGUACCAUUAUGGCUGAUAUAGUGUUGUAAGCUGACUGAUGGUUGCCAGAGCAACGUCACUUUCAUUGGGGGACUCUGUAGUGGCAGCUGUGUGUUUGCCAGUCUGUGGCCGAGGAUAGCGUCCAGCGUAGAGUACCACUUGCUAGUUUCUUCUGUCUUUUUUGCAGCCUCAUGGAUCUGCUUUGGUGUGUGGUGGAUAGGGCUGGGCAAUAUGGCCCCAAAUCAAUAUCACGAUAUAUUGAACAGUUCACCUCAAAAACGAUAAAUGGACAAUAACUACUCCACAAGCUGAUCACCCCCUCCCACAUUAACUUCAUCUACUUCAGCCACCGCUGAACAACUUUUGAACCGUCCUCCAUCUCCUCACCUGACUUUCCCUCUUUGUUAUGGACUGGAUGGGAUGGAGUCACGUCUCUGACGUAAGACAGCGUCUUAAAGGGACAUGAGACCAUAGCCUACCUACACACACCCAAAAACAACUUUGAUUUAUUUAUUUAUUUGACACAGAAUAUAUUGACAUGGGCAAAAUGUCGUUGGUUAUUGUCGUAAAUUUCGGUAUCAGUAAAUUUUCGCCCAGCCCUACUUCAUUGUUACUUCACUUAAUUGAUGUUUUCCUAAUUUCUAAAGCCUCAAAUAGCUUGACCCAACUGCUCUUUGGUGUUAGUUUGCUAACGUAUAUACUGGGAUUUUACCUACUACCUACUCUGAAGCAGGAGCUGAAGAGCUUCCUCCAAAUGGGGUUUUAGAAACCAAAAUAGGUCAUAGUUCCCGUAGCCCAGAAUCAAUUAAAUAGUGGGAAGGGUUCCUACGAGUCCCUGUGGUCCGGAAACACCCAACAUUUUUUAAAGCCCAUGAGGGCUCGCUAUGGUUCACCUGUCAUUUCUUUUUCCAUGUCAGAGUAUCAAGCUGAAAAAAAUAACCCCAGACCCGUGGCUGAUAUUUUCUUUCAGCUACGGCUCUCUCCAGCUGUAGUUUUCCAUUUUAUUUCGCUUUCCUGCCACAGAUUACUCACAACAGCCACUGGUUCAGAAGAAAAGCAAGAUAAUGGGAUUUUGGUGACAAGUUUGAGCUUGGCCUUUUUGUCAUUAUUGUGUAAUGUGCUUUGUAAGAACAUGUUAUAAAUAAGCUUCAAGGUUAAGAGUGAGGCGGCCUGAGGGGAAAGAAUAGAGGUACAGAAGUAAUCGGCUUCAGUUCGCUACUGAGACAAUGAAUAAAAGGAGUGAGAGUUUCAGAGCUCUUUCAUUGAGAUAUUUAAGACAUGUUAGACAGACUGUGCGGUAAAAUGGAUUCAACAGACGAAACCCCAGCAGCUCAGGGUGAGAAGGCUGCAGGGAGCCAUCAGCUGCUCUGAUCUGAGCGGUUAAAAACAAAACGUGACAGCAGUGUGAUGACGUGAGCAGACAGACGCACGGGCUAGUUACAGGUUCUGUGCCCGUCUAUAACGACCAUGUGGGAUGGGACCUGGGUGCUCGCUGGCUUGAAUGAAGUAUCGUUGGCGGUGGCUGCGCUGCAGUGUUUAGACAGAACGUAUGAGUCACCGGUGCAGAGGUUUCCAAAUGGCUGAUUCUAAUUACAGGCUAGCUUAAUUCUAGCCUGCUGCUAACUGUCAUACAUGCUAUACAGCCAAAUCCCUCACCUUUUUUUUUUCUAGCAUAACCAUAAACACACAGAUAUUCAUGCAGAGUGUUUACAGACGCAAAAACAAUCUUUACAUAAUCACAUGCUAAAACCGAGCACACACAACACAAUUGUUUAACACCUUAGCGGUCAUUCCCAAGAGCUUUAAGUUCCCCCUGAGAGCUUAAUGCAUUCUUGGUGAAAUCUCUACAGGCAGACGUGUUUUGUGCUCAGAGUCACAAGUGGCCGUACGGAUGUGGAGACAGUGGAGGAGCGUGAUUGCCUUCAUAUAAUCGAACCUCUGUCUUCUACCUCUUCUUCCUUGUCCUCCUCCUCCUCCUGCUGCUGCUGCUGCUGCUGGUUUCCUAAACUCUUCAGCUCCCCCUCCAACCUCCGACCUCCAGCCUCCCUGCUUUCUGGCAGCUAUUUUUAAUGCUGACCGAGCCACCAACCAAAGGCAUUCUUCUCCUCUGGACUGUGGCUUUUUGUCCCCAGCAAGUCCUGCCUUUUCUUUUUCUCCCUCCCCUUUGGCCUUGCACUGAUUGUGAUCAGAGGCAUUUUUUGUGUGUGUUUAUAAAGAGAAAGUGAAAAUCAAAAAUGUGUAGAGCCUCUGUUUCAGAAAGAGGAUUGUCUUUGUGUUACCUUUGUGUCGGCCGUAAUUUAGCAUUUAUCAGACCCUUUAGUCACAAAGGAAUCUCUACUCCCAUCAAAAGUGACUGAGGUUGACUACCAAGGCUGAGCCAAAGUAUUUUUGUAUCCCAUCCCAGAGCUAUUUGGCGACUGUAUGAAUGGAGCCUAAUUGAGCACAGACCAUUUGCAGGGCCUCGUGGAUGUGUUACUUGGCAGAGACCUUCUUUUCUUUCUUUUUCUCUUACUUUUUUCUGUUCUUUCCUGCAGGAAAGUGAUGGCGCAGCAGUGGUCAGUGCUCUCAGGUUUCACCCAGUUACACUGCUUUUUUUCCGCCUGUGUGUGUGCAUUUUGCAAAUCAUGUUCAACUGAAUUACAUGAGCAUAACUAAACGUUGUUGUGCGUGCGUGUGUGUGUGUGUGUGCAUGCCUGUGUGUGCAUGGGCAUGUUUAUACCUGGACCCCUAUGUCUCACACAGGACCUCCUCCCUUUCACCCUCCUACCUUUCUGGUGCCAAGGUGCUUCAAUCAGUAGAAACAUUUCCCCGCAGACCGAGCAGCUGUAAUUGGAGUCAUGCAUAGCGGAUAAGGGAAUUCCAAACGUUAUUGGACUUUUCCGGCUCUUGGCAGCAGGUCAUGUGGCUUUGGACCGGAGCAGGUCCAGCUUUGACGACAAUACAGAACAUUACAGCCUCAGGGGUGGAGGAAGACUCAAGAACCACCCCCCCAAUUUCUUAUAAUUACAUCACAUUUUGGUUUGUUGAUUCAAAAAGCCGGGGAGGAAAAGAUUAUCGUAAAGCUUUUGACCAUGACGUUUAUUGUGAUCCUUUGAAAUCGACAGCCUGACUCAAUUCCGGGAAGCCCCGGAACAGUUCAGAAGAACUCUAGGAAUUUAGUGAAAACAGACAAUUUCCAUUUGUGGACCUUUUUUCUACACCUGCAGUUUCCCAAAAUGUUGUUUUACUGAGUCAUGUUGACGCAGGAAAGGGAGGAGACUUGAAGGUUUCUGUAACCAUUAUUCAUUUCAGCCUGUGACCUGUGUCCCCCUUCGCUUUGGGACCAUCAGACAUAAAACAACCUCUGAGGCCGAGUUUGUGUCUCUUCUCGGCUUGAGUGCCUCAAAAGGCCUAACUUAUAGAAGCGUUUUUGCCCGCUCACAGAAAGCUCAUGUGGAGGUGUUAAAAGUGCCAGCUCUGCAGGGAAACAAGGAGGAAAGCAGAAGCAGAGAUGUGUGGGAGAGGAAAUGAGAGGAUAGGUAAACGGAGGAGGCAGGGUGGAUAUAAAUGCAGGCUGCAUUUGUUUUUCCCUGGAAAUGAAACUCUCCUAUUUAUUUAAAAAGUCCCGAGACUGUUUUCCCAGCAAGUGAGUGUGACUCCUUAUUCUGAGAAAAAGGCAUGAGCGAGCAGAGCAGGAAGUAGGGCCUUAAGUGUGAUUGCAGCCAUUGUGUUUCUGUGUUUGAAGCCUCACAUAAUUGUUCAAUUGCAACCAAAACAUGCUGACAAUUACUGAAAUCCUCCUUGUCUUACAUUCAUGUCUCUUUGUAAGUCUCUGCAUACCAGCUGCUUACAAUAGCGCAAUUGUAUCCAAAGAGGAAGGGAUUAAAAGAAUCAACGGAUUCAUUUUGGAGAUCUUUAGUCUUGAUCUGUUUUGUAACGUCUUAGAGCUGCUGGAAAGUUGACAAUAUUAGCAAGAAGAGGAGGAGCACAGAAAUGGAAACUAUAUAUUAAAUGUUCAUCCGAUUCACCUUUGGACCAACCCUCCUGCUUCAGUGAACAUUUAAAUGAUAGGAAAUAUACUGCCGCUAAUCUUUAAAAUGAACCGAGUUUGCUGCUCCAGUUGUUUUAGAGAGUUGGAUGAUAUAGAAAAGCUACGCAAUCCCCAGUGUGGGACUAUUUUAUUGUUUUGUGUUGCUUUUACUGUCUAGUGCUGGAACUUUGUGAAGGAGACAAAAGUAACCCCUCCCUUAGUCUACCAUUGUGAGUAACCCCUGUAUAGUUGUAGUUGUACUCCUUCACUGACUGUUGGUGGCUGCAUUCGCAGGCUCACCAGUAGGAAUGGGCGACAAAUUAUUGUACACGAAUUAUCGUCCUUCACGAUGAAUAUUUGCCAUCUCACGAUAAAUGCGAUCAACUUUUCGUCAAGAUUGGGGCUUAGACGAGCGCAAUUAGGUAUGCCUGACAUCUGAGAGUUGAUGUGCUGCUGCUGUUCUCUAUGUGCAUUAAGAAUUUUGAAUUAAUGUUGAAAGUGUUUUCACAUUUCAGACUUGUUUAAUGUCACUAGUUUUCUCCAUAACCUACCACUUAAACUUGUGGUUAAGUCUCUUAUUUUACUAUGUCAACUGGUGUUCUCGAGUAGGGCUGGGCAAUAUGGCCUCAAAUUAAUAUCACAAUAUAUUGAGCAUUUUACCUCGAUAACGAUAAAUGGACGAUAACUACUCCACAAGCUGCUCACCCCCUCCCACGUUAACUUCCUCUACUUCCAUCGCCGCUCCAGCCGCUACAACUUUUGAACCAUCCUCCAUUUUCUCACCUGUCUUUUCCUCUUUCUUACGGACUCGUUGGGGGUGGAGUCGUGUCUCUGAUGUAGACAGAGUCUUAAAGGGACAUGAGACCGUAGCCUACCUACACACAUCCAAAACCAACUUUUAUUUAUUUAUUUAUUUGACACAGAAUAUAUUGACAUGGGCAAAAUGACGUUGGUUAUUGUUGUAAAUUUUGGUAUCGGUAAAUUUUGGGUUUAUCACCCAGCCCUAUUCUCAACACUGAAUGAGUCAAAAACAUGGAUUGGAAUUAUAAUAUUUUUUUAGCGGGACUUUUAUCGUUAUCACAAGAAUAGCAAAACUUGUUGUGAUAUAUAUAUAUUUUUUUGCCCAUAUCGCCCAUCCAUACUCACCAGUUGGCUAAACUCUUGAAUGUUGGCCAAAGUUUUCUGUCUUUCGUUUCUUUUUUAAGAAGAAAAACCUUCAAUUCUUUUUAAAACAAUCAAUAGAGGUUGGACCAAUUGUCCCAUAGCUUCUAGUUAGUCGAUAAAUGUUAGCUAUAGUUACAUGCAGACAUCUGAUUUAGAUGAAAACAAAACAUUAAAGGUUGCAGCUGAUGGGAGCAGGACUGUAAUUUCUGCAGAUUGCUGUCAGGGUUAGAGUUUCUUAUGCUCUCUAUACACAUAGAUUUUGCUGAAUACCAAAGCCUGUAGAAAUCUGAUUUACAAUGAACAUACUGCUAAAAUGAACUAAAACACUCCCAGACUCCCUUGUGCUACAUUUUUAUAUAUAAUUAGUUAAUAAAAGAUCAAAAAUUCUGUAACCAGGUCUAAAUUUUCCCUGUAUUGACAUCAUGUGUGAUGUAUGCAGAAGUUACACUUGUGGUUUUUUCCCCUCAUGCUUACUAUGCAGUAUGAUUUAAUCCAGUUUAACCACUCGGAGGUCUGUUCUAUUUACAGACAUGGGUUUUAUGGUUUUUCCCUCUAUACAUCAUCUUUCCACUCCAUUUUUUAUGGAGGAGGAAAUAUGUAAAAGUUUGAGACUUCUUUUUUACAUCACUUUUUCGAGUCAUUUACUAUUUUUUUUCACAUCCAUUUUGCUUUGAGCGAGGUCGUAAUUCAUUCUUUCUUUAACACCAGGAUUUUUACACAUGUUGCAUCCAGAAGCUGCACAUCCUGACAAAGAUGAGUCUGUUACUGAAACUCCUCUGAACUCAGCUCUCUGAGCAACGACUGGGGAAUGCAACUCAUUCAAACUAUGUAGCUGAUACUGAAGAGCAAGACUUUCAAGUUCUGAGUACAGGGCAGCCAGAUUCAUGAUGACACAUUAGGCUUGGGUUUACACUGUUCCAGCUUUUGUUUUUUGUUGUUUUCCUGUGCUACCCCAGGUUCAACUCAUUACUGAGUCAAUCAAGCACUGGCAUGAGAAAAGCAAACAAAUGUGGUUAGCCGGCCUUUACGUCCUUUUUUCAACAGAAUGUCCUCUAACCUGACAGGAGGCAUGCCUGUGUACACUUGUGUUAAAGCUGCUUUUCACUGAGUUACAUAUGUGUUUCAUUUGGAGUGUUUACCAACAGCAUGACUAAUACUUGCUUUGUGUUUCUCGGUCUACUGGUUUGGGGUUACUCUCGGUCUGGGUAGGAUAUUGAGAGAGCCCUGUAAAGACAACUAAAUGCUUACCAUCCUACCUGCAUUUGUAAAUGAAAUAAUAGUCCUUUGUUGUAUUUAAUUUAAAGGAAAUAUUACCAUGACAGCCCACAUGAACAGCCUGUACAACCAUUUGAAGUUAUCUCUCUUGUGCAUGAAGUUAAUAAUGGUUUUAUCCAAAUGACAUCCUGUCAUGUCUCACUGCAUGGUUCCUGUUGAAUCACUUUUAAAAGCUGGGGUUGAUGGUCUUUAUCUUCUCUCAGAUCCGGUCCACACCCACCAGAGGUACCACAGCGACUACAGCUCAUCCAGUGAAAGCCCCUCGGUGACCUCCUCUGAUCCAGACUACAGACAAGGUAAAAGAUAAGCCUUAAAGUCCCACUCCAAUCAUUUUUUUUAAUACUAAAAGUGUUCUCAAUGGUCCUUAAAUUGUGAUUAUGAAGUUUUUGCCAAAAUCGCGUUACCUGUGACAUUUUCAAGAAAUUUUCUUCUGCAGAGCUCCAGUAGAUCAUUAGCAAUUCGCCUCUGAGUCGUGGGCGGAGACAGCGCUGCUCUGCACACUUCUCUUCGCAUUAGCUUGCAGCCUAACAUUGCUGGUGUAGUAGAAGUGGUAGGUAACAUAUGAGCUAUUCAGCUCUCGGACACUAAUGUCUUUCGGGACAAGUUAAUAUCAUUCUUAGCUUUCUUACGAGUAUCACAAUCCGCUCCUGGACAUGCUUGUUCCGCGAUUGUCCUCUCUACUUUUCCAGGGGCUCAGGGGGCGGAGCUUGCAGUUAUGACAUAGGAAAUCUCACUGAAUCUGAACCUUCUGUGUGGGUCUGCCAGAGAUUCACAAUGAUUUGAAUGCAGCAUCAGAAAAGUGCCACAUGAACAUGUAGACAACCAGAAAAACAUGAUUUUUAUUGGAGUGGGUCUUUAAGGUCACCUUAGGCAGACUUGUUUGAUUUAUGUAUAUGCAGUGCUUAUGCAACAGGUGGCAGGUGCUGCACAGACAUAGAUAAGUCAUCUUGGUGCAUGCAGCUAAUUCUAGAGUGAAAAACCAAAGGAGUUCUGUAAAGAGAGGGAUAAGUGCUCAUUAAAGCACGGAGGUAUGUGGGCAGCAAGAAGGAGCACAUCACAGGGUUUAUCAGGUUGGUACCUACCUUGGUGUUUCAAGGACUCACCUCAGCUUUGACUGGCUGCAUACUCAGCCUCCCCCUCCUCUAAAAGAGGAGAAAAUAGAGUAAAAAUGAGAUAAACUGAUAUUUGAAGCAUGCUUCUCAGUCCUGUUCCCGCUGGUUUUCUUAUCUGUCAACCCAAGAGCUGAUUUAUACCUGGAAUAACAAGCGCACCAAACCGGACUCCCCGCUGUUUUACUGCCAGGCGACACAGGCACAUCUUUGUCGGCGUAAAUAGCAAGAUCCAGUACUUCAAAUAUUUAAGAGCACUACUGAGUUCCUUUAGUUGUUUCCAAGUAACUGCCACGUCAGUGUUUCUCAGUCACUUUCCAGGUGUUGGUGAUAAAAUUAGGUCAUGUUCUUUUGCUACCAAAGAUUGCACAAGGUAACAUACCUUCACAGACAAUAGCAGAGUAGUGUGGGAAACCGGCUGGCUUACAGUUUCAGGUGGUAAACAAAUCUCUGCCUGUGGUAUUGAGAGAACCUCAUCAGCUUAAGAUUUAAUCUUUCAGAAUUAAGUUACAGUAAUACCCUCCACCUCCACGUCCGUCUGAGAGUUCAGUGCCUCACGUAUAUCUCGCAUAUUUUUCACAUGCUCAUUAAGGCAGUUUAACACGCAGUUUGGUGUCAUAUGUGUUUUAGUUUUUCUAAGAUGAGUACACUCGAACUGUUCCUGACAGCCGAGAUAAAGCAAAGGUCAAAAGCAAAUGUAUUCACGAAGACACAACGCCCCUACUCCAUUUCACUCUGUUUCCAAUCCUCGCUCUUGCUUGAAAGUUUGACAGUGAGUUCAGACAGCUGUGAAGAGUUUUUGCCGUUCUGGUGGAAACGGGGCCAGUUUUAUUUGGAAAAAUGGCUGACACAUAUUAAACAUGCUCCAGAAAGAAAGGAGGCUUGACUCCCGUCCAGCUGAAAUGCACAAUAAUUCACAACUUGUAAGAUUUAAGGGAGGCUCUCUGUGCAUUACAGUAGAGUUUGACACGUAUCGUCGUUGUUAUGUAGCUGCAGCCCUUAAUCCAAAAUUUUAACCCAGCUGAUCUGACCUGAUUUAACUAUUUGGUAACUACUCCUACUCCUUCAACACAUGCUCAUGCAUGUACUUUUGCUCCACAGUGUGGCUGUUUGUUCAGAGAGGGUGUGUUUGAUUGUGUACAUGUGAAAACAAAAAUGUAUUCCUUUGUGCGCAUCUGCUCCUCUGCCAAUAACCCUGAUUUUUUUUUUCUUCCUUUCUAGCUAAAAAACCUGGUGAGGUCCGGAGGUUCGGCUCCCAGCUGGCACUUUCCUCUGAGCACGAUGCGCUGUCAUUGACGAGUCACAACACUCACAGGCUCAGGUAGCACACGACACAUUUAUGUAUAGAAACUACCACAGAUAUAUGUUCAGUCCUCAAAGCAGCUACAGCUAUCCUGUGCUUUCAGAUGAACUCCUCUCUGAGGCAGCUGUUUUUCUUCAUUUCACAAAUGGAUAAAAACGCAUCAUAUGAGCUCAGAAUACUAUGUAGAAUAUGUUAAUGGAGCAAGCAUGUAUUUGUUUGUGUUUGCAUCCUUGUUUCCCUGAGGAUCUAGUUAGAGUACAUGCACUUUGCAGAACAGUAAAGCCUCUGUCCCUUUGGCUGCUCUGGACCACACACACGGCUGGUGUGGCACAGCAGGGUCAGCCCCGUGCUUCCCUAGUGAGGUCAUCUAACGUGACAUCCACAUUCAGCAAUCUCAGUCUCUCUAAUCUCUGGCAUUACAGAGCUGGCUACUGCUGCUGCUGCUGUUGCUAUGACUGAGAGCAACCAUGUUUUCUAUCCGUCCCACUGCACAGAGCGCUUGUCUUCCCCUGGUGCUCAAAGAAAACACUUCACCUGCUAUAUUUUAUGUUUUGUGUUUUGUGCACAGUUUGUGUCAGACGUAUCCUCCUUCGGUCACUGGUUGUAUUAUUUUAUUCUAAAGAAAAGGGUCUUCACUUGCCUUUUUUUCUGACCCCUGCUCUUCUCUUCUCUUUUCCCCUGCAGACAAUAUGAGGGGACGGCUGAUGAAGGUGUGAUUGGAGCAGAGCUGCUCCUCCAGAAGCAGGAGGAGGAGGUGCAGCGGCUCCAGGCCCACCUGGUCAACAGGCUUUCAAGGGUCAACCUCUACCCCACAGACGACCCCCUAGCCCCACCUCGCACUUCCUUGCUCGACAUUCGAGACCCCCUCUACACCUCUUCUGUACCACUACGCAAACCCAAGGUUAUUGUUCGUUAAUUCAGUUAUUUGGGUCACAUUUAUCAUAUGCAUUAAACCUCAUUUAUCACAAUAGAGCAGCAAACUACAAUUAAAACACCCUCGACAUAUCCAACUCUAGAGAGUUUAAAAAGUAAGUGCUUUUAUGGGAACUCCCUAUAUCCAAAUCUCACUGUUUGUAGUACAAUAUUUGAUGAUGAAUGGAUUAAUUGUAUUACAUGAGCUCAUUGGUGACUCGGUUGUUGCUGCUUCGCUCCCUGGAUGUUCUGUAAAUACAAAACUGCUGACUGGGAGACAUAAUUGAUGUCAGCCUUCCCAUGAUGGUUACAAAUGUAUGGGACUGUGGGACCUGUGGGAUUUCUGGGGUAUGGAGUGAUUUAUGACAAACUGAAAACGUGUUCACACAAGUGGUACACAUAGCAACAAAUCUGCUGAUGCUGGCAGUUUACCGUAAAUGCUGUAUAUCAGUUAUACUCUGAGUAGGUGGAUUACACUCUUUCAGGCGAGACGUAUUCACUUAAGCGUGUUCAUGGUCAGAUUUAUGGAUGUGAUAGUGGAUUUGAGGGUUGAAAAUGGAAAGAAAAAAAAACAUCUUGAAGCAAAUAAUCCUGCUCUUCCACUUCUGACCCAAGAAUACAAACAAGGAAGUGUUAGCUACACGCAAAAAGUCCCAUGACCUGUUGUUACGUAAAUCUCAUGUUCAAACCAGCUAGAUUGGUGCUUUGAUUUAGAGUUUAAAUACAUAGGAAAUGAGGUUGUAAAAGUGGUGUGAGACUUGUUGUGUUUAUAUCAAUCUCAAAUCAUCACUUUCAACAAAUCAAGACUUCUUAGAUACAGACAGUCAUCAAAGCAGUGAAACGUCCCAGAUUGCUUGAUCCUUACAAGUAUACUCAACUUUAUUUGAAACAUGGAGCAAAGUUUUAAGAAGGGAAGUGACGUGAUCAGUUUUAUUAUUGCAGGAUUAAACUCUGACAGCAGCAGCGUACUUCAUAAACUGUAUUUUUUUGAGAGACCGGUGUAAAGGGAGAUACAGUAACACAUGAAUUAAAAUUUCCGCAUCUUUCUGGAGUAAAAAAGGUCUGAUUGGCAAUGGAUUUGGAUGAUAACAUGAAGUACUGAAAACCUUGUUAGAUGAGCAUUAAAAUUCAAAUUAGAACCUGAAACCUCUCCUAAAUUUGUUUAUAUUUGUUUGAUUCACUUGUUAAAACCUCCUGGCGUUUCAUUUAGUAAGACAGGACAGAGGAGAUUAAAGUCCACUUGAGUCAUGUGAUGUGACGGAUACAGUUGAGUGUUGUGGGUGUAUAAAAUAAUAACUUAUGCUGUGGUGUUUGCAAUAAUAUUUACAGGUGGAAGCAUGUACAAUGAAAAUAGACUAGGCCCAAGAAUGCCUCCCUGAGGAACACCAUAUUUAAAAUCGUGUACAGACAGAAACUGCCGAAGUAAAAGGUUUUCUCUAACACUUUUAUUCUCACUUGAACGGCAGAAUUUCCACGGGCCUGAAUUUGUGAAGAUGGCGAGUGAGCCCCCUGUCGCCUUAACUGUCCCGUCAUCAAUAAUGGUGAGGAUCUAAAAAAAAAUACUGCUUAUGAACCAAUGUAUCCAAACACUCCUUUUUCAUCUGUUUAUAACGCAUUCAAUUUUUCUUCCUUUAUUUGAAGAAACGUGGGAAAGUGGAGGAAGUGCAGAGGAAAGUUGGUGUGGUGCUGCUGAACAGCCAAAAGCUGGAGCUGAGCUGUGACAUCAAGGCAGUGUGUAAAGAUGUUCUUGAUAUGGUGGUCGCCCACAUCGGGCUAGUGGAGCACCAUCUCUUCAGCCUCGCAUACCUCAAAGGUAUUUUGUCACUUCUGUGUUUGUCUGCGGUCGGUUUAGUCCCACAUUUGGAUAAGAACGUGAUGUUACUUUGCUCAUGCAGCCACCUGAUCAAGUCACAGAUGCAACACUGACCUGAAAUAACUUCUCUCUCAGAUUGGAAAAGUUUUCAAGAAUCAAGUGUCAACUUUUAAAACGGCAAAAUGUUCGAUUACAUGUCAAGAAUGUGAGAUGAGAAUGAGUUAGUUUUCAUCGCGCAGGGUUAAGGGCAUUUCCAUAUAAACUCAUUUUCUACACCUACUGUCUCAUUAAAGAUGCAAAGCCUGUGUGUCCAGAAGCAGAUAGACAUAACUGAUUAAUCCCCUCUCGUUCUGACACCUCUCACCCACCCAAAUCCCCUCCCCGUAACAAUCCUGCACACAGAUAAUGAGUUUUUCUUCGUCGAACCUGAUGCCAAACUCACCAAAGUGGCCCCAGAGGGAUGGAAGGAGGAUCCCAAGAAGAAGAAAUUGGACGUGCCGUUUAAUCUUUUCUUACGCAUUAAAUUCUUCCUCGAUGACGUCAACCUCAUACAGUAAGUGUUGACUUCAGUUAUAAGUACCAUGCUCUUACAUCAGUAGCUGGUGUUUAUCUGUUUUAUCACCGUAGUUUAAUCCAAAAUAACUGCUGCAUAACAAAGGAAAGGGUUUUUAAACUUCACUGAUUUAUUUUUCAGGCACGCUAUGACCAAACAUCAGUACUACCUACAGCUGAGGAAGGACAUAUUGGAGGAAAGGACACGCUGCGACGCUGAGAAUGCCAUGCUGCUUGCCUCACUGGCCCUGCAGGCUGAAUUCAGCGACUACCAACCUGAGGUAUCAGUUUGCUUUGAUGUAGCCAUAGAAAUAGAUUUGUGAUCCUUUUAAAUAAAAACCUCAUCAGAAUCUGUCGACUAACACUCUGAAUGCCCGUGCCUCAGCUCCAUGGGAAGACUUAUUUCAGACUGGAGCACUACCUGCCUGCAUCAGUCUUGGAUAAAGUAAACCAGACGACCAUUAAAGAGGAGCUGCCGAAACUUCACAGCAACUAUUAUGGAGCCUCCGAAACAGAGGCGGAGUUUGAGUUUCUCAAGGUCAGUCGCAGUGGAGACCGAUGAGUCAUGUUGUUGGACAGAUUUAUCGCUACAUCGCUAAAAUGUCAAUUUUUCUUUUUGCAAGCACAAUCAGGACUUGAGUGCACAAGAGUUUAAAUGGUUGCUAAAGUCAAGCAUCUAUCAAUGUGAAUGAAGUGAGCCCAAUGUAAUAAUAUCCAGUGUUUAUUGUAAGAGGUCCGUGCUCUCUAGCUGGAUCACUGACCCAACAAAGAUCUCUUAUUUGCACGAGUUUAGUACUUGCCACCUAUUUUUGCAUCCCCAUCUCAUACAGCACUGUUUUUAUUGUUUUAAAGGUGAGCCAGAGGCUGAUAGAGUACGGUAUCCAUUUCCACCGGGUGCUUCCUGAGAAAAGGUCCCAGACGGGCAUCAUGCUGGGUGUCUUCUCUAAGGGCGUACUCAUCUUUGAGGUCCUCAACGGGAAUAGGACCCCGGUGUUGAGGUUCCCCUGGAGGGAGACGAAAAAGAUUUCCUUUGCGGUACGUCCCCAGCUGUGCCACACAGCAGCAACUGUUUUCUUUGAAUUAGUCCUUUUCGAUCCGUGCUUUGACUUCAAAUUUCCACUUUUAAUCUUGCAGAAAAAGAAGAUUUGCCUUCAGAACACAUCAGACGGGAUCAAGCACCAGUUUCAGACGGACAGCAACAAGACGUGUCAGUAUCUGCUACAGCUCUGCUCGGAUCAGCACAAGUUCCACCUGCAGAUGAAGGCACGCCAAAACAACCAGGAGCUGCAGGACCUCGGUAAGAGAGAGAGAGAGACGGGGUUUGACAUACUGCGUGAGAGCUAACAGAUGUGAAUGCUUCUUCACUAAAGAAAUACAUUAAUCUUGACGAAGAGGAAGGUUAACCAGUAUGAUGUAACCCAGUGACAGGAAAUAGCGAAGACAUUCUUGUAAACUACUCUGUUUCCAGUCCCUGUUGGAAGUGUUAGACCUUCCGCAUAUCACACCUGGAUAACAAUCUGAUGCUCACUUUUUUCAUGUUUUAAUCCAACAGUACAAAGAUUAAUCCUAAUUUCUAAACGUGUUGAUUGUAUCUGAUUAAAUUCCUUAGAUUUAACCAGAGUAUGAUCAACUAUCCUGCCCACGGUCUAACCUGUCAGUGUUGGAGUCCAGCUGCAAAAGCUAUCAGAGUCGAUCAGUUCAACAUGUGUUUUAAACUUGAAUGGUUCAUUUAUCCUUGUCAUGGUGCCUUGCUUGGUUUGAUCUGUAUACUUGGCUGAACGGCAGAACCGCUCAGUUCAGAUCACUCCUCACACUCCCAGCAGAUUGUUGACACAAAGUCCAGAACUGGGUUCAUAACUUGAUGGAUGCCAAGAGAACUUGUCAGACCAUUUACUCUGACGAUAAAGAUGGAUAUCUCCAGGAAAGAAAGAAAGGAAACCUCCUACCGGUUUUUCAGUCUAGAAAAUAAUUACUCAUGACUGCUGAGUCACUAACAGCAAUUUUUAUGUAUUUUUCACCUUUUUUGUUGCUGUGUUUAUGACAAAUAUGUCACAACUCUAACUUUUUGCAUGUUUCUGCUCGUUUCCAGAGAACAGCCCUAUAAGCAACUUGCAGUAUCCCUUUGACCCUCGAGGGGGGGACUCUGUGGGCAGGGCAGUGAGCUCAGGCAGCCUGGGCCCCAGCUUAUCCACCCGCUCCAAUCCAGACCACCUGAAGAGGAUCUCCUACUCAGAAGUGGCUUUAAACAAGACUCCGUCUGGCCCCAUAUUCGUCCAAGAUGAGCUUCACUUUCCAGGUUUCAAUCCAGCCGCCUCGACGGCCCUCUCCAACCCGCGGACAAUAAGCCGCUCGCACCACAACCUUACACAGAUGCCAGAGCCUCUGGAGCAGCGAGCGUCGGAUUCGUACCACAGCCAGUCGCACGUCAGGAUGAGUCAGCCACCACUGAACCAAAUGGCUUCUCACUUGCAGCUGCAGAGAGCCAGUUUAGACACAGACUCGCUCUCACAACAACAGGACAAGUGAGUAAAACCAAGUUAACUGUGCAGGAAUCAGAUCGUCCCUAAAUGUACCAAAAUAUCAGAGAGAAUAAAGCCAUAGUGGGUGUUGUAAAAGCAGACAUUUACUGCUUUCUUUAAUCACUAUACGACUCGUAAAAUUCAACAGCAUCUCUGAGGUUUAAUGGUUUUUAACUCCUUUAUUUAACCGUUUAAAGCCCUCUUUUGAGCACAGCUGAGGAAAGAGCAUCUUGUGUUAAUUAAUUGGCUCUUUGUAAUGUCUUCAGUCUCCAGACACACUGUAAGAUAGACUGAGGUUACCAAGGCAGAGCUAUAGUCCCAGUAACAAGUCCCCACUAACAUCACUCAGACACUUGGCGCUCCACCCUCCACCCUCUAAUUAAGUCUCUUGGGGUCUGGGUGUGUGGGUGCACAUGCGCCUUUGUGUCUGUGUGUGUCUGUGUUUGUGCGAGCGUGCCAAUCAGCGGGUCUUUAGAAGAGUCACAAACCCUCUCUUGUGUCAGCUGCUCCCUCUCGUGUCGGGAGAUAUGCACGGGUUCAAGACUAUCAGGGUGAAAAAGUUAAAAACAUGCUCAGAAUCGUUUGUAAGAAAAUCAAUUUUCUCAUUUUUUCCCUUUUUUUUCCAGGUCAUUCGGUUUAGCGUCCCACAGCAGCCCAGCCUGGAGUCACAGCAGGUCCAAAAAGGAGUCGGACUCUUCCUCCCUAGAGGACACUGGACAAGCUUAUGUAGUGGGUAAGGAUGCUACUGCUGAGAAGGAUGAUUGUGUGGAUAAGUUGUGUGGAGUUCCCAUCAUAAAUGUCCCCUGUUGGCUCUGCAAAUGGAACAUAGACUCUGUAGUUGCUGAUCAAAAUAGUAGUCAAACAUUUUAACAGUCGUCUGGAUUAAACUUGUGCACAGCUUCCAAUAAUUAGAUACAACAGUUAUCAGGAUGAAUCUUAAUUUUUAGAGUUUACAAUCAAUUAACGAAAACUUUAUAUAUUUUUUAGAGUUACGAUGAAUGCACUGGGCAAUUUAAGGUUUCAGCUUAAUGAUGGUUUGCCAGUAAAAGCAAGCAGUUUACAUCAUCACUCUGCAUAUUUGGUUUAUUGCUAACUGCUUUAAAGGGGCAUUUCCCUCAUUGAAGUUUGCUGUCACUUAAAAUACAUUUAAAGAGUAGAUGUUAAACAUUUGUUAUUAAUGUCAAUUCCUGUCUUGAUUCCUCUUAUCUCUUACAAAUUGCAGUUCUGCCAUCAGCGUUACAAGAAGUUCUACCAGUGGCGUUUCUUUAUACUCGCUAUCAAACCCCCUAACAGCAUUAUAUCUCUUUCUGAGCGUGUGAUUUUACAAAGCAAAUACACUGCCUUCUUGAACUGGCAAUAUUUAUAGCCCGUCUGUUGAAACCAAGAGAACAACCUUUUCAUCUUUUAUAGCACUUUCCCUCAAAAGCCAUAAAGCUCUUUUAUAUUUUUUUCAAUUGAUUUUUACAGACGUUUUCUUCAUUUGCAGAAGCAGAGCCUUUCUGACAUAAAACCAGUUAGUCUAAAUGAAGGAAGAAGACGACAUAAUGAACCACAACAAAAGCUCUUUUCACCAAAGUCGAUGCCUUUAGCGCAGUGGUUCUCAAGUCCAGUCCUUGAGCCCCCCCCGUCCUGCAUGUUUUGGAUGUUUCCCUGCUCCAACACACCUGAUUCAAAUGAUCAGCUCGUUAUUAAGAGCUUGAUAACGAGCUGAUCAUUUGAAUCAGGUGCUGCUUUAGCUUCACUUUUAAUGUUGUUUAUGUGAAAUGUUUGAGCUCACUUAAAACUGUCAGCUCAUACAGUGAGCAUUUUUAUUUUAUUUCCUGUAGUGUUGAAGAAUCAGUCAAGAAGUUUAAGUUACUAUGUUGAAGUUGUUGCAUAAUCACCGUCAAGCUGAUCUCUUGUGUUGUGUUACCAGGUGUCAGCAUGCACAGUUCCUCUGGAGCACCUUCGACCCCGGCCUCAGUCCACGGUAUAUAUCAAAAAUCAAUCGUUCGUUUUCUAGAUAUACAUUUUAAACACACACCCGUCCCACUAUGAAGGAAAUAAAGAAAAACCAGCACUUGUUUUGUAACAGACUUAAUCAUGCUCUGUAAUCUUUUACUGUCUGAGGCACAGCCAAGUAUGAAUAUAGAGCCUGUGUUCCAUAUCAGACUUAUAUAAUGCAGAAAUGAGUCUCUGUCCUCUGUCUGUGAAACUGGCCCCGGUCCCACCAUUUAAUAGCUUCAUGCUUUGCUCUGAACUCACGACCCUCCCUUUCAUCACAGCUUAACCCGUCUUUAUCUGAAGUAGGGGCCCUUCAGCAGCAAGCCUGCCUGGGCUGAUUAAUGGUAACAAAGUAGAUAUACGCUCUCAGACGGGCUUAAUUAAGACCCUAGUGAGGAGAAAAACAAAACUAAAAUUGGUACAGUGAUAUGCAUCAGUUAGAAAAGACAAAGCAAGUAGCAUGUACUCACAGUACUCUUCGUCGAACCCUGUGACUUUGUGUUGCAGAUUCACUCAUCAAAAAGCUCAGUGCUUUACCAUCUCCGGAGAGAGAAAUUACAACUGUGCACCUGAAGAAAGAUGUGAAAUACGGCCUGGGUAAGAGAGGAGAUGAAUUUCCCUGAAAUAACAACUCCAUUUCACACCGUCCCUGCUGCCAUUUCUCAGCUGUCACGGCUGACAAGAAUUAUUAAGUGCACCGGUGUUGCCCUGUUUUGUAUCUGAGUGUGUCCUCCUGUGAGUGUCUGUUUAUGUCUGUUUUUCCUCCAGGGUUUCAGGUCGUUGGAGGAGAGAACUCUGGUCGCAUGGACCUGGGCACCAUUAUUAGCUCCAUCACUCCCGGGGGUCCUGCUGAUCUUGACGGCCGCCUCAAGCCUGGUCAGAUUUUAUUCUUCUUAGAAUACGUGAUGUCUCAGUCUGCUGCCAGAAUGGUUCGCUGUUGUAAGUCUGGUCCCUCAUACGUGUCACUUUUUGUGUUCAUGCAGGUGACCGGCUGAUCUCAGUGAAUGAUGUGAACCUUCACGGGCUGCCUCACGCCGCCACAGUUGACAUCCUCCAAAAUGCUCCUGAUGAAGUUCAUCUGGUGGUGUCCCAGCCCAAAGAGCGGCUCUACCAAGGUAAAGAUAGGCUCAAGAGUGUGUUUUUUAAUGGAAAAUAGUCAAUUCUUGUCUUGUUUUUUCUAAUUUAGCAUUUAAUCUCCCUUAAUUUGACAGAAUCCUCUUCAGUUUACACCCCCUACGAAGCAAACUCUGCAUUAAAGGCCCUUAAUGCUGCACAGGGGCGAGAACUUGACUUUGACAGCUCUUCAGAGGAGAAGGUCAGAACAGUGAGCCCCGUCCCUCCUCUCCAAAGCGCCGGCACAUCGUCAUCCACCGGGCCCCCGGUCCAUCAGCUCAUCGUCCUCAAUCCACAGGACACAGGCAGCAGAAUGAACAGUGCAGCCAAAACCACCAAACCUGCCACAAUUGACAUUCACCAGUGCCUCGAGAGAGCUAAAUCUGUUCCCGCUGCUGCACCCAAAGCCCAGCAUCACAGACCAGAAGCCAACAACAUGAGUUUGGAUCCAGCUCCGCCAGCUCUGCCGCCCAAAACUAGAAAACCGAAAGUACUUGAAGCUCCUAAAUUUUCCGAGCAUUCAGGGGAUUCAGACAUGGAUGAGGAGACUUUUUCGAGUAGUCAAGAGAAACUGCGGGUGAAAAAGGUGCGGUCUUCGUGUUUAUGAAUGGGUUUGUCGCUUCUACACUGUGGCUUCUUUACUCAGAGGAUUUGGGAAUCAAAUCACUAAAAUAUAUAUUUUAAGAUAUCAGACAUCGACUUAAGUUCAUGAACCCGGAUGAGAAAACUUCUUCCACAAGCAAGCAUUACACGAAACGUCAGAUGCUUGACACAACUAACUGCCUAUAGUACAUAACCUUUGCCUAUCAUUGCAUUUACAAUGCCAAUGCAAGGCAGCAUGUUCCUGUCAGUGUAACCAAGUUCGGCUUCCUCACCCUCCCUUCAGCCCUUCUUCUCUCUCUGCAUGUCCCAGCUUGUGAUAAUUCAACUUAAUACCCUGUUCUCUGUUUGCAGGAAUACAUCAUGGAAAAUUUAAACGGUAAUGCCCCAGGGGUCAAUAGUCUCCGACCUGGAGAUCUAUUUGACGUUGAGCUGUCCAAAAAAGACAGCAGCCUGGGCAUAAGUGUCACGGUACUGUUCGGCAAGGUUUUCACCCUCUCUUUGUUUUGCCCCUUCCCCCCUCCUCAUCUCAUCACUGUUGUUCAUUUGUAUUUAUGUCGCUUGGGUUGGUUUGCUUUCAUCACGCUGCAUGCUGUCAGAUCUCUUGCGGGAGCAUUGGCUGCUUUUUCUUUUCUUGCAUGCUUUCCUUUUUUAAAAUCACCAUUAAAUUAAUUAACCCAGUGUGAUCAGGACCUCAUGAUGAGGACUGGUCAGAAUACCUCUCCAUGGUUUCCUCCAUGUUUGCAGCUGACUGUGAAGUGACUCACUAAUGAUUUCUCUCUUUGAUUAACACGGAAUAACAGCUAACUCAACCAUGUGUCUCGGAUCGGGGUUUGCUGUCAGUAUGACUGUUGAAAAUAAUCAGUGAUUUUGUGUUGUUUUAUAUUAGUGAUGGAAACUUUAACAGAACCACCAAAAUAACAACAAAAUCCACCUUCACCGUAAACUCAUUAUCAUGACCAUCAUCACCAAAUGGACACUGAAUAGAUGUUCACUCGUCUCUGAUUAUUUAGAUUUAAUCCUGUAGUGAUUUGGAGUUUAACAUCACAGUGUAGCAAUUCAUUUUCAGCUGAUUCAUACAUGUGAUUGAUAAAUGCUUCGUCUAACUUGUACUUGGACUAAAGAGAAAGGUCAACCAAACCCUGGUUUAGAUAUGAGGCUGUAGUGGACAUUGUGAAGUUGUUAACAAAUUUAGGUAAGUUAAAAAAAAGAUAUGUGACAUUAUCUCUUACUCCAGGGAAACUCGCAAAAUACCCCUCAUAUAAAUUCUACGAUCCACUUUGGUUGAUAUUUUCUUUUUAAUCUCAGAUAAAGUUUUUGGACCUACAGUUUAGACAAAGCAUUUGUACCAAUCACACUUAAAAUGGAAAAAAAAUCCCCUCCUGCCAUAGACCCCCAUUAAAAAAAAGAAAAAUCAACUUAAUUUCUACCGGCUUCUGAGACUAAAAGCUGUGAUCUUUUCUCUCAGGGGGGAGUCAACACAACCGUUCGACACGGAGGCAUCUACGUCAAAGCCGUCAUCCCGAAAGGAGCUGCUGAGCUGGAUGGAAGGAUACAGAAAGGUGAUGAAGGUUUUGAACAGAUUGUAUGAUUGUGUUUGUUUUACUUUUUAUGUCUGAACCUCUCUUUCCUCCGAUCAGGUGAUCGUGUUGUGGCAGUGAAUGGAAAAAGUCUAGAUGGAGCCACUCAUCAGCAGGCAGUAGAGGCUCUCAGAGACACAGGGCAGGUGAGGAAUGAUGUUAACCGUGAACACACUGCUGCCAAGCUAUUGGAUUGCUUCCUAUCUGCUCACCAAAAUCAAUUUUUUCAUUUUUUUUUAUUUCUUAGACGGUGCACUUGCUGCUCGAGAAGGGUCAUCCGCCUGCAGACAGCGUCCACGCUCCCCUCACACCUCAGCGCACUCCACCAGGUUCUGGGAAUGAGCGAGACCAGAGCCAGAACAAUGAGCAUCAACUUGGGGUCAGAGAGAGACCAGAGUACAGCUUUAUGACAGAAGGUGAGGAGGGACAACAAUGAGGGCUUCUUAUGUUGAACUAUAAAUUUAGCACAUACAUUGAUAUAGAUCUUUUUGACAUCAUUUGCACUUUUUCAGUUCAAGUGAGUCCAAGGUGAAAGUAAAAAAUAUUCAUGUAUUUAACAGAAACAUUAAUGACCGAAAUGCUGUUCAGGGAAAAAGCGAUUCGACACAUUUUUCUAUUUUAAAGUUUGACACAUAUCUCAUCUGUUAGCAUGGAGGAGGAUUUCUGACCUAUUCUGCAGCCAGCCAGUAGGGGGAGCUCCAAAUCUUUUGAGUUGUCAUGUUGUAUCUGUUUUUAGAGUAAAUGAACUAGGCCUGCAGUUAAAUACUCAAAAUUACUCUAACUUGCCAAACAAACAUUAUUGAUGCUUAACUCUGGGCUCUUCUUUUUGUCAGAAUGCUGAAACCUAAACCCUCAUCAGAGCUAACUCAUUAAGUUCAUGUUUAAAUACCGUUUUCUGGCUGUCGCAGAGCGCCUAUUUCAGCUGUGCCUGCAUGUCUGUGUCUCUUCAGAUAACGUGUUUGAGGUUUGCCUGCUGAAGAACACGUCUGGACUCGGGUUCAGUUUCAGUCGGGAGGAAAAUGUCCCAGACGAGGCGUACGGCACCAGCAUGGUACGGGUUAAGAAGCUGUUUCCUGGUCAACCGGCUGCAGAGAGCGGUCGCAUCCAAGUGGGUGACGUCAUCAUGCGGGUCAAUCAAACCCCCCUCAAAGGGCUCUCACAACAUGUAAGUGGGCUGGUUCCCCCUUUUAAACAAAUGAAACUGAGUCUGUUUGGUUGUGUCGUUAAUUCAUUUGUUCACAUUAGGAGGUGAUCUCAGCCUUGAGAGGAACAGGACAGGAGGUGACUUUGCUCCUCUGCAGACCUGAACAUGGGGUCCUUCCUGAAAUGGACACUUCGGCUUUGGUGAGUAAGCAAAAAAAAAGCUCUGUAUGUGUUUGAUAAACUGCAUUGUGGGUACUUUGAGUGGAUAAUGUUUUGAGAACUAAAUUGCGACUCAUUUCUCUCUAGACACCUAUGCCGUCUCCUCGGAAGGACCUGCUACCCCAGGCAGAGUCCAGCCUGAGCUCCAACAGAGCAGUCUCCCCUUCAGAUUCACAGGGUAAGAUGACGGUCGAAGGUGCUGUAGAGGAGGCGCUAGAGAGGCUGCGGUUUAAAACCCCUGCCCGGCACAACAGCUACAGCGACAGCACAGAGGGUGACGAGGAGGUUGAAGAAGCCUUCAGCCCGAGCAACGUGGAGCAGAGCAAGCAAAUGUGGGAGCGGAGCCUCUACCACACCCCUAGCAGCAACCUGGGACUGGGGCGCUACGACAGCACGGGUCAGCUGGAUGACAGCACCCACUCGGCUUUCUACUCCCCGAACCUGUCGAUGACCAGAUCUGACCUCAGCAAAAGGUGCACGAUCAGUGGAAUCAGUCAUACAAUACAUGUGAUACAUUUUUUAUAAUUUUCUGUUUGUUCCUGUUUGAUCAGAGGCCCCUCAUCCCCCUUCAUGGCUGAUCUGGAAUCAUCUCCUCAGCCUAUGGUCUCCUCCCCCUCUGCCCCAAGCCCAGACCCUCUCCCUCCUCCACUGCCCCUGCCACUAAACCUGACAGUGCCUGGCAACGGACAGGACAUAGAAGAAUUUGUGCCAGUGAGUACUAAAGACACAAAGUGCUCUGAAUAGAAAGACUGUGAUCUAAAAUGUCCCCAGUGAUGUAAAAACAGGAUAGGAAAUAUGAAAUAUUGGUUUGUCUACUUUUCUAACGAUGAUUUGUUUUGUUGAUAGGAUGUAGAGCUCAAAGUCUCCCUUUUGAAGUCAGAGAAAGGCAGCCUGGGCUUCACCCUCACCAAAGGAAAUGAUCAUGGCUGCUACAUCCACGACAUCGUCCAGGAUCCAGCCAAAGGAGAUGGAAGACUCAGGCCUGGAGAUCGAAUGAUUAUGGUAAAAAUUCACCCUUACCCUGCUGCAUAAAUUUUACCCCCCCAAAAAAUCGCUGUGUUGUAAAAAGUUUUCUUUUCUAGGAAAUAAUCAACAUUUGAGAGAGAGGCUAAUUUUCCCCCCUACAGAGAGUAAAAUACAAGAGGAGUGUUCCUCCUGUCUGAUCAUGAUCUAUGAGCUCAUUAGUCGAGUUUACAGACUGGAAGCAGAAGGAACCAGUUAGCACGGCUUUCACUCACGCUGGAGUGUUUGCAUUGAACAAAGUCUCGAAAUGUUUAUGUGAAACAUUUCGAGGUUCUGGUUUGCAGGUUUUUGUACUUUCACACCAGGUUUCAUGAUCCUGGUUCUUCAUUUAUCACAGUCAAUGAUGCAUGAGCCUUUUUUCCAUCUCCAGGUAAACAACACAGAUGUAAGCAAUAUGGGCCACACUGAGGUGGUCAAUCUUGUGCGUGCUGCCCCCCGCGUGGUUGACCUGGUUGUAGGAAGGGUCCUGGAGCCUCCCAAGCCCCCUAUAGAUGCCCAUCUGCUGCCUGACAUUUGUUUUAAGGGCAGCCAUGAACCACUGGGUAAGAAACACCCCAUACAUGGGCUUAAAAACCUCUUUUCUGUUCACUUAGAGCAGGGGUGUCAAACUCAACCACAGCAAGGGCUGUAAUCUGGAUUUAGAUCUAACCUGAGGGCCAAACGGGGUCAACAUUUCACCAAAACUGUCAACCUCCUUUUCAAAAAAUAUAUGUAACAAAAAUAGAUAAAAAAAGAUAAAAAGAAAAGUUUAAAGGCAAACUGACAUAGAAACCUUUUCUUUUAUUCUAUUUUUAUUUAUUAGUUCAAAAGAUUGUAGCAUGAUAUUAAAAAUAGAAAAAUAAUGCAUUUAAAGAGCAAAUACAUGAGAAGACUUUGAAAUCAAGUUUUAAAAGGUCAAAAUAUGACCUGAAUCUUAAGUAUAAAAAUGAAACAAGUCUGAAUACUGAGUUGAACAAAAUCAAAGCACGAAAUAAAAAAUCCAAUCGUGUUUGACUUGUAAUCUUGAAAUGCAAAAUUGAAAACAUGAACAAAUAUUUUUCCCCUACAUUCUUGACUAUUUAUUAAAUCCUUCUUACUCUUUAAUUUCCCAGAUUUUCAUUGUUUAUUAAGGACAUUUUAAAUAAUGGUGCUAAAGUUUAAAUUAUUAUCCUGGAGGAAAUCUGCAGACUUCAUACUGGUGGGCCAAUAAUAAUACAAAUAUGAUAUGAUCUUGUGGGUCAGAUAUAAUUGUUCCACGGGCCAGAUCUCAGUUUGACACCUGCGACUUAGAGGGGUUUCAUUUUGAUGAUUUCACUCCUUGUGGUUUCACCAGGUCUGGUGCUGGAUGGAGGCAGCGACAGUGUUUACAAUGUCUUGUUUGUGAAGGAAAUCCUGCCCGGUUCAUUGGCCUCUGAGGAGGGCAGCCUUAGACCACUUGAUCUAAUUCAUUACAUUAAUGGAGCUCCCACCCAGGACCUGACGCUCAGCGAGAGCACCAGACUGUUAGAGCUCUCCCUCGAUGAUCUCACUCUCAAGGCCACCAGGUAGUUAAAAAAAAAAGUAUUUUCAGUGUUUGUGUUGCUUAAAUUGUUUUUUAAUUUUUGUACGUGGAGUAAUAACAACUGAAGUCUUUCUUCUUCUGGAUUAAAGGGAUGGAAAACCGGUGUUUCCUGGACAGAAAACUGUCUCUUUUCUUAACAACAACAUAAAUCCCAAGGUUUCAUCAAGUAUUAACGGUAGGCUGCUAAACUGAAUGGUGAGACCCAUGCAAAUAUAAAUCAGGUCGAAUCUGAUAACCUUUCUUUUUCUCUUGAAGGGUUCCUGAUUGGGGAAGAUACUAGCGAUACAGAGGGUCUAGCAGCCCUUUGCCCUAUAGAGGUAUUUUCCAUGUCUGGUAGCUCAAUUUUCUUUGCUAGUGUCGUAGUUACCGCAUUACCUAACAGUUAUCGACGUGUGUUUUGAAUCCUGGAAAAAUGGAUGUCUAUUUCUGAUCAUGCAGGAGGACAUUAUAAAUCUUGAUCUGGAAAAGCCACAUGCAGGAGGUCUGGGUUUCUCUGUGAUCGGAGGGGAAAGAGGGAUAUUUGUCAAGUCCAUCACACCAGGAGGGAUCGCAGAAGCCUCAGGCAAACUGCAAGUGGGAGACAGGCUGCUGAAAGUGAGUGAUGUUUGACAUUUACAGCUCAGACUUUUAUCCCCUAUGGACAAAAUGGUCUUGUUUGGAUUCAUACAAAUCUUCCUUUUCAAAAUGUAGGAAAUUAACCUCCUCAUAACUACAUAAGAUAAGACUUUCUCUGAUCCUUUUAUAGAUGUAUCUUUAAUCUUUAAUCUGUACAACUCCCAGCACUUCCAGUUUUGAUUUGAUCUGUUUUUUUUUUUGUCUUGCAGGUGAAUGAAGAUCUAAUGACAGGCGUUUCCCACACCAAAGCCGUCACUACCAUCCGUAAAGCUAAAGGCCUGGUACACCUCGUGGUUUCUAGACCCCCAGACCAGAACCCAAACACAUACCUGGCUUACCUGCCCAUCAACUCUGACAAAUGCAAUGGAAACACGGGUACAAGCACAGACCUGAAACACCCACCUUUCCCCUUGAUUGUUUAAAUUCUGGUUUGUAUGUUUAAGUUCACCUUAUCUCUGACAAACAGCCUCACAUGUUUCCUUCUUUCUUCUGCAGAUCUCAGUGACGACAGCGGAGUGAAAACGAAGUUCUUAGUUCCCAGGGAUGAGCAGAAAUCUAGCAGCUUCCCCCCAAUACCACCAAUAGGUGAUGAGACAGGCCAAAGUCUUUGAAGCACAAUUUUGAUUUGACUUCGUUCUUGAUCUGAUAUUAACUUUCUCGCACCCUCAUGCUCCACAGACUAUGAAGAGGAUCUCCUAGAGCAGAAAAGACUGACGCAGCACAACGCGGAGCUUUCAGAGGACACCGACUGUGACGGCUCUUCUUUACCCGAUGACUCGCCUGAGGUUCACAAUAAAACCAAAUUACUUACAAAUUAAAUCCACAAGAAUUUAGGAAUCAUUGAAAAUACGAUCUGCUUUUGUCGGGAUUUUAACAUAAUUUAUUUAUGAUUCUCAAACACCAGAGUUCUCGGAAAGUGGAAUGGCAAGAGGAGAGUGUUGACGAUCCCCGGAGUGAAAAGUAUGAUGUUAGCUUAUUGGAUUUACAACUGCUUCAAUCACAUCUCCCUUCUCCAUCUCAUCUGACUGUUUAUGUUUUCAAAUAAAAAGCUAUUUGCAGAUGAGCGCGGGACAGCAAGACGAAGAUGAGCUCACAUGGGGGAGUGAUGAGCUGCCGAUCGAGAACAUGAACUCCAAAUCAAGAGAUGGUAAGACUGAAAUCCUGCGAGAAAUAUGAAGCAGCGUCAAGCUAACAGAUACUAGAUCGGAGCCCACCCCUGCUCACCCCUUUUGUCAGUGAGCAACAGUGAUUUUACACUGAUUCAAACAUAUUCAUCAUUAUUGUAAUCCAUAUCUUCCAUCCCUUUCCUGCCAAAUACUGUUUAUUUAGCACACAGAACCCUUAAACAAUUAUAAACUAAAUAUUUACUAUAUGUGUUUGAGCUGUUGAAACUGUUUUCUUCCAGACGGACCAAUCAUCACAGAGGAUGAGCUCACAUCUUUGCCCCUGGUCAAAGUUGUCCCUGAUGGUCAGUACACGGGACCAAAGCUCAACACCGUGGUCCGUAUGAUGAGGGGCCUUCUGGAGCAGAAAGUCCCCCUGCAGGAGUUUGAAGUAAGAACCUGCUUCGUAUUCAAUGUCUAAAAAAAAAAUUCCCUUCAUCUGUUUUGACAUCAACAUUUGAUUUUCCUCUUGGGCAGAAUCUACAGAACCUCCAGCCGCUGGAUGACUGUUUGAUAGGUCAGACCAAGGAGAACAAGAAGAAGAAUCGCUACAAGAAUAUCGUCCCUUGUAAGAAAAGUCAUGUCUUGGCUAUAAGAAAUCAUAAAAUAUAAAGUUGGACAUUUUUUUCACAUAUGACUAUGUUUUCCAGUUGAUACAACUCGGGUCGUGUUGGGAACAGACGGAGGUUACAUCAAUGCCAACUUUAUUAAGAUGCCCGUAAAGGACGAGAGCUACAUGUACAUCGCCUGUCAAGGUCCCUUACCCACAACUCUGGGGGACUUCUGGCAAAUGGUCUGGGAGCAGAAGUCGAAUGUGAUCGCAAUGAUGACGCAGGAAGUGGAGGGAGGGAAAGUGAAGUGUCAGCGGUACUGGCCGGACACGCCAAGGACGGCUGAGAUGGUGGACGACAGGCUGCAGAUUACACUACUCAAAGACCAAUAUUUGGACAACUUCGUCAUCAGACUCAUUGAGGUCAAAGAUGUCCUGGUGAGUCCGUAUACUGCUUUGUUGUGUUUUUUUUUUUUUAGUUUUAAUCAGUCCUCUUUUUAAAGUGAGAGUUUCUAUCUCCACAGACCAAUGAGACCCAGUGUGUGACUCAUCUGAACUACACGGGGUGGCCUGAUCACGGGACUCCCUCACAACCAGAGCAGCUGCUCACAUUUAUCUCCUACAUGAGACAUGUUCAUAGAUCAGGACCCAUCAUCACACACUGCAGUGCAGGCAUCGGACGAUCAGGGACCCUCAUCUGUAUCGAUGUGGUCCUGGGUCUCAUCAGUAAAGAUGCUGAUGUAAGUAAUCCAUCUUCUUUUCUUUUAAAUCAUGUUAUUUUUUUGGCAGGAGGUUGUAUUUUCAUUUUUUGCACAUGCUCUGUAUGAUCACAAUCUAACAGACAUUGUUUUAUAGUUUGAUAUUUCAGAUGUUGUACGAAACAUGAGGCUUCAGAGACAGGGAAUGGUCCAAACCGAGGUGGGUUUCAGGUUUUCCUCUGAGUAUUUAGUACUGGUAGAUUAAUUAUUUCUCACAUUUAUCCGGUUAAAUUGAUAAAAGGAUGAUAAUUGUUAUAAUUAAUGUAACAGACAGCCUUGAUUUUUACUGAUUUAAGCAUUGCUACCUGGAUCAGUCAGUACCACCUAAAUAUGCAGAGCACGAGUAUUAAGUCCAAAUGAUACACAUCCUUACCGCAAACUUAAAGCUGUUUUGUUGAUUCUUCAUUUUUACAUUUUCUAACACAUUUUCUCCCAUUUGUUUCUACAGGACCAGUAUAUUUUCUGCUAUCAAGUGAUCCUCUAUGUCCUCAGAUGCCUUCAAGCAGAAGAAAACAUCUCAGGAUAGCAGAAACCACAUACAUUUGUCAUAGCCGCGUAGAGUGACUGUUUCACAGGAACAAAACAAAAAUGGAGGAGAGCUAACAUGGGCAAACAUUGCCAAAUUACACUACAUGUUUUUUUUUUUUUUUUAAAUGCCUUAAAAUAUACAAUUUCCUUGAGAGUCAGUCCUUUUAAAGAAGUCUAUAUUUUUAUGUUUGCUUUUAAGUUCUCUAUCUUUGGCUGCUACUCCCUUUCAAUGCAUUUAUGAGAACUGCUGAUUGUAUUUCUUAUCAUCACCCACAAGUGGACACAAAUGAGUUUCCCCCCCUAAGAUUCUUGGAUAUUUUAAAAAUAAUUAUGAAAGUGAUCAAUGAGUUCAUAUUUUAUGUGGAACAAAAUUGUACCUGUGUAUUUUGAAUCCUAUUUUGAUGCUGGAACAUGCCUUGACAGAAUACUAUGUCAGUAUUUGCUUUGUAAAUCUAUUAUACAGUAAUUGCUUACUGCCUGAGGUAAAUGAUGAAAUUAAAAGUGUACAUAUUCAUCUCCUGAAGAUUAAACUGGAUACAUUUUAAAUGUCA
Xyrichtys novacula (pearly razorfish) is the source of this 46451-nucleotide messenger RNA. The record is from the annotation of a GenBank genome assembly. Lineage: Eukaryota; Metazoa; Chordata; Actinopteri; Labriformes; Labridae.